Messenger RNA from Spirometra erinaceieuropaei, 47324 nucleotides. NCBI's taxonomy places the organism in Eukaryota, Metazoa, Platyhelminthes, Cestoda, Diphyllobothriidea, Diphyllobothriidae. The record is from the annotation of a GenBank genome assembly.
AUGAUGGUGACGAGGACUGUCGGAGUGAUUGUUUGCGUACUCUUCGUCUCCGGCGAUGCACUCACAAAUUUAAGAUUCGCAGCCGAGCUCAAAGAGUUAGUGAGAAGCGAAUGUUCACUGGACGCAGUUGGUUCUGUACGAGCACUUCUUCGGAUCUUCGAACUUUCAUUAUUAACUAAGUUGCCGUAAAUACGGAGUUCACAAAUAAAAACUGGUCAUUCCGCUGUCAUACUAACGUUAUUGUAAAAAUUUAAGACCCAACUUUAAAGCAUCGGGUUCGACACGCAAUUUUCUUCCUAGCUGUUUUAGUUAUUUAUGUUUAUGCCAAAUAUAUUUGGCAUAAAAAUAUAUUUUUAUUUUUCGACCAUUGGUAAUUUGUGCGGGAUGUUCUAGUCAAAUAAAGCUGUUUGAGAUGUGUUUUUUAGAAGAGGCUGGUUACUUAUUCGCGCACGUGAAGUUGUCUUCUCAUGCUGAUGCGACUCUUUUUGGCAGUUUAUAAACUGGCAAAUCGUUGGGAUAGAUAUAAUUUCACUUUUACACUUUCAAAAACUAGAGUGCUUUCUUGGAUAUUUGUGCUGCGGCAGAGCAACUUCGACUUUUAAUACUUAUAUUUCUUAUUUGUGCCACUAGCACAUAAAUUAUUUAGUAGCGAACGAUAAUGGUCUUAAAUCGUUUCAUUGACCAUUCUAAGACUAACAGUCAAUUGGAAGCCUUUUAUUAGAUUGUAUGUUUUAAUUGCAAGGUUAUUUAUGGACAGUUUAUUACUUAUUGUCAUAUUUGCAGAAUCUGUCGCCUCAGUAUUUCAAUUAUUCUGGUUCCACAAUGUGCGUACGAUUAAAAGGAAACAAAGUCGAUUUAGAUUUGAAGCUUUAUGCGGUCUUCGCGCUCAAUAUUUUUGACAUAUACGGCAAUCUAGUCUUCGAGUAUAAACUAUAAAACAGUUUCGUUACUUUUCCUUUCUUAAAAUCACACAUUGACCUGCUAGUCCUCAACCGCUUGCCCAAAUCUACUCAUUCAGUUGUCGGGAGCUGUCAAAAAUUUUAUAAAUGUAUUUUUCAGAAAAAAGGAUGGUUUAUUUCCGUAACUGCAAGAUGCUUAAUAUAAACAUCUGUCGGAGGUAAAUCAUUUCAUAUAUCAAAAAUAAAUUUCUUCAAUUAUUGCAGACGUUUUAGCAAUCACUUUCUUUCCUAUAAUACCUGCUAUAUAUUAUGGCAGUCCACCUGAGUAUCACUUUUGUUUGACCUUAUCUGUUUAGGCCUACCAAAGACUUAUCAAUGAGGGGACGAUAACGUUAGAACUCCUGAAACCUUUACAUAAUGUUAAGGAGUACGCCUCUAAACUUUCCGAAUUAUUCUCGAAGAAAGCCGCGGCUCUUGAGGUAAGUUAACGUAUGCAAAACUCCAUCCACCUCGUAAUAACGAAAGCAUGCUGCUUCAUUUUUAAACCAUCCGCUAUUCCCAUCACCUGGCAUACUAAAAGUCUUGUGAAGAGUGGUUUUGGUAGCAUGGGAUGGGGUCAAAACAACAAGACGGGAAACGGCUUAGGAAAUGGCGAUCCUGAGGCAGUCAAUCGUUUUUUGGCAACGUUCAUUCGGAUAUUAUUUUUAAAAAUGCAAACUGUUGAGAACACUGCGUUUUACUUUAUUUGUUCUCGUUACUCGGGUCAUAUGCCAGUUGCAUUGGUUAUAACAUAGGCUUCGAAAUAUUACGUGUUCAACGAAGUCACAAGCGAACCUUCUGGAUGGGGAGACUAUGAACUUCCACUAUGUCACCAACAGUGGUGUCCGAGUUCGGGAAAAUUCCUCAAACGUCAGUAGUAGAUACAAAUCUUUUAAGAGAACUGGUGUUCUCAUAAUCUAGCAGUUGUCCAAGACCGAGUUAUGCAGCCAUUCAGAAGAAUCGGUUGGACUUCGGCACUUCUGCCCUUCGUUAAAUUUCCAUGCAAGAUGGUGUCCUCCUCUAGGAACGAUCGGGCACACCGGAUUUUGCAUAUUAUUGACACCGCUAUCUUGGAGGCAAAUAAGUCGAGGAACGGAGUGUCGCUGACCAUCAGGACCUGCUACUAUCCAAGAUGAAGGAAAUCAUGUCAUUUCCUGAAAGAUAGUUCAGACAUACUUCGGUUUGCAGAGUUUCCAAUUUCAAUAGCCAAUUGCAUCUUUCAGCCAGGUAUGUAUUGUCUUACCCGAAAAGAUUUCAAAAUAAGGGUGAAGUCUCCGGCUUAGCUUAGGUCAGGUGGAAGGAGGUUUCAUCCUUCCUGAGCGUCUGCGUGGUCAUUUAGUACUGUAGACUUGACUGCAUCUGUCUCAUGGGUAAAGAUAAUGGUUCAAAGACGAGAGAUUUGUAGGACAUAGCAGUCGACGGUUAACAUCCGCUUGUCGCCUCGUGUAUCACCCCUUGAUUUGGUGACUAAUCAAUAGAUCCAUCCGCCUUGUCGUCUCGUGUAUCAUCCCUUGAUUUGGUGACUAGUCAAUAGUUCCUAAUACAAUUCAAAGGUUUUUAGAAUACCAUAGGCUUUUCGGUGCUCCUAGAUGGCAUACCUCUCGAUCGGGACGAACGUUGCAACAAAACCAAGAUAACAGAUAGCCUCUUUCAUAAAAAAACUGGAUUUUAUCUUUCAAGUUUAGUCAUAGCCUCCCUUACACGAAAACUGUUUUAAUUUAUAUAUGGUGCUGAGAUUGGAAAUAGUCCUGCGCCGACAAAAAUUAAGUUGAUGUCUCUGUUAGUAGCAUUCUAACAAGUCUCUUUCGUUGGCAUAAAUUUUACUGAAAGAUCCUCUUACGUUACUCUGGGACACCGGGUAAUACCUACCACUAAUCAUUUUCCCAGGCUUUCCAGAAAAUAAAUCAAGACAGAUGCAUAUUGAGUCUUCGUCUUCUUGCGUAGCACUUUGUUUCAGCAACGUUUUGUAAAUACUGACAUUGCGGUAACAUAGGGCGAUACGAAGUGACUGCAGCAGAGGAUUCAUCGAACGCAUUCAGACGUGCGGACGUUUUGCCAGUACUACAAUCACUUAUUUAGUGAAGUAGACAGAAGACAUUUUUGCUCUGAUUGUCUGGUAAACUGUCAAACUGUUUAGUUGACAUCAGGAAAGCUGACAGUGUUUUUUGCCGAAGAUGGCGUCUAAUUAGCAGUUGAAGGCCAACUUUUAGAAAGACUGAUUCCGAUUGAUCCUUAUUAACUUCUUACUUUUGGGGGAAAUGCCACUAAUUUUGGAUUUCAGAUGAUUCCAGGAUUCCACACCUUCUAAAAUACUUGCAUUGUCCUACCUAAUAUUCAGUGUUUGGUUUCACUUCAUUUAAUAUUUAUAAGUCGAAAAUCAAGCACGUUCAGUUUCGUCAAGAUUAUGUUUCUCAUCAGCAAGGGACCGCUGGGCCUGUUUCCCGAAGAGAUAAUGUUCUUAACACUCAGGUAUUUAGCUAGCGUGCUUUGAGGCAUAAUCACUCUCUCAUGAGCACAUGGACUGAAAUACGAUAGCCGCCUGUCUGGGCUUCUCGCACUGCUCGAUGCUCGGGGAACCCGUUUCCCUGUACCUGUCCAGAACAAUGUGGUCAACCCGUUUGACUUACGAACUACUUCCAUUUGUUUAAGAAUUUCGAUUACCCUGCCAGAUAUCCCUAUGACUGGCAGAAGUUAGGACAAUUCGGAUCUCACGAACACUGUAAUGUGAGUUGCAGUUUUUAUAUAAUUAAUUCUCAUUGAUAUGUGAGGAGGUAGGAUCUAGGCUGGCAGAACCCCUAACCCCUAAGGCUGUGAUGGCUGACGGCGUCGUGUUUAGCGACGGACAAUAUUUGUAAUAUCACAGUACGGCUUUGGUCAGGGAUAUUUUGUAGGACACCGACUUGUUACACUAGUGACUCGAGAGACCUGACUUCGUCAAUAUUGCAUGCUUUUCGAAGGGCCAUCCGUCAGGUUCGUCAGUCAGCUCAUUUCGUAGAUAGCCCUAGUUGUCCUGCUCUGUACCGUUGCUAGUUUAGCAGGGAGUUUACUGGUGAACUGACCGACAAACUCAUCCUCCCAGUUCUCAAACUAAAUUACACUCUCAGAAGAACAUUUUGCCUAUAUCAUGCGUCGUUGUGAGGCUGUUGGUCGGGCUCUAGAGAGAGCCCGUAAGGUACAGCUGGACGAGUGAGUUCCGUAAAAACGAUCGACGAGCGACCCUCUACCAUUGUACAUUUCCGAUCGAAACCUACGGAACAACGAGCCCGUGGCUCAGUGGUUAGAAGCGUUGGACUUCUAACUAACAGGUCGCGGGACCGAGAUCCAGGUGUUCCACACUUAGCGGGUUGGGUAUGACUGACCGACGACGGCUAAUAAGCCAGAAAUGACAAUUUCAGUCUCCCUUGUCUUUGACGGUGAUAUUACUCUGCCUUUAUCAUACGUCGCUGUUCGGCUGCUGGUUGAACUCGAGAGAGAGCCCGUAAGGCACAACAGGCCGAGUGAAUUCCGUAAGGACGAUCGGUGAGCGCCCCUCUACCGCUUUCAGGAAAGCUUGAUAUUGGUUGCUGUAAAUUUUCCUUAAUGUAUUCCUUAGGUUAAAAGUUGCAGUUUUUCGGCCAUCGUGAAGAAUAAUUCGUUAUAAUGUCAUAUCUCCCUGGUUAAGCGUAAUUCCUUCUGCUUCGUCUCCCGCUGUGACAUUUUUGCUGAUACCUUCUUCGAAACAUGGUAGGUAGAUAUAUUUUUCCCCUCACUUAAAAAAACGGUUGUUUUCUGUGAGACCUGGCUUUGACUUUUAAACGCAUCGAAUGACGGUUGGAUUUACUAUCUUGUAAGCUGACUUAAAACCACCACAAAAGCGCAGUGACCCAGCUGCUGGUCGAAAAACAUCGUUCACCAGAAUUGGGUUAGCAUGCAUGCUUAGAUUUUUCAUGUUGUUUUUGUAGGGUAUAUCGUUAUGCUGAAGUUUCAUAGGUUUUCAAUACUUCACAGUCCCCACUUCUGUCCAUGUAGUACAAACGAAGUCUUUUCAGUGUCGCAAAUGGUAUAUAAACGACGUUUUUUUCUUCUGCCGUGUCUGACGUGCAACAUGCACACGGCACCAAUCGAUGGAAGCCAAGCGGCUUAUUUUCCCAAUUGCCGCAUGCUGACUCUCUGAUUGGCCAGUUCGGGACAGUGACCUUGCGGUGGAUGUGCCUGCGCGCUUCGGCCUGCACAUUUUCAGCACUGAUGCCCUGCUUCCCAACGCACACGGGCGAAUGUAAAACUGUACCACUUUCGCGUGACAGGUUGCUUUGUCCGGUUGAGAAAGUUAAUUAUCGAUCUCUUAAGAUCUGCAUCCGAAAACGUUGCCUUAUAUUUCGACGGCCAAACUUAUUCAGAAAUAUGACUUGGGUCCUAGACUGGGUGGUUCCUUUCUCUCCUGAAAGCACUUAUUAUUGUACCCCUUUUCGCCACUUUUUCCUUUCGCUCAAAACAGUGACCAUCUGUAUUGGAUUUAUUGUUUUAAGAAGACCCUAGCGAAACCGGUUCAUCACUUGCAGCUUGAAACAUUAUCGAACUUUCUGCACGUGUCCUCGGAAAAUGUUUUUCUAGCACAAUUAUCUUCGUCACCAAUGGCCCAUUGGCUGCGGUGCCAUCCUUUACCAACGAAAAACUCUCACUACCAUUGCCAACCCUCUCAACAUACAUCACAACCUUACCCAUGUCACAAGAUGCAACCAUGGUAGGCACUGGUUGUAUUUCAAGAUCAGUCAACCGCCGUGAGUAAUGCGUAAAAAAUUACAUUUUGCCGUCGUGUUAUGGGAAGAGCUCCACUCUGUAUCUACCUUAUAAGUCAAGAUACGGACCAAGCUCUCAGUGGCAGACUAGUCUGAAGGAUGUGAGUUUAGUGGUGCAUCGAAUCCUACAUUAAGUAGGUCGAACUCUGAUACCUAAAGCCCAGUGGAAACUGUUAGUGAUUGGCAUCUGGUCUUUAUAUGUUCCUUGAUAAGAUCGCAACCCAAUUCCAACCGAAUUCGGAUAAAGAUACGGUAGUUGUUGGUGGCAAUUGCUGAAUACUGUUUAUGGCUCCUUGCGUAGAGUCCCACUAACGUCUUUUAGUUUUAGUGGUUAUUUCAGGAUUAACGCUGACGCCUUUCAGGACCCAUCGAAUAAAGUAUACAUGAGGGAUGGACGAAGCAAAUUAAGCGACUUUCUGGUUUAGUUAUCAAGGUAUUCUUAAGAAGCAAGUCUAACGACCCCGUCAAUAAUAGUAAAACGUGUUCCCGAGUUAGUUAUUUUGUUCGCUCCGUUAUUCACUCCGAUCAAGGCCGCACAAUUCUACUUACCUUUCAUGACGUUAUCCAGAUCUGUAUAAACACGUAAGUCUUUUACAUGUUCCAAUGGUAACUGUUUCGACUUGUCACGACAACAAGCAUAUCAAGAAAAAAAAAUCUACGUCGUUUGAAAACGAAAUUUAUAAUUUUUGCCUCCAGGUAUUGGGUUGAACUCGUUUUUACUGUUAUUCGACCGUGGCGGAAUAUCUUUUGAAAAACCCUUUAUGUCAGCUGGGUGUUCGUAAUGCUGUCUUUAAAUGCCAAAGUCAUCUUGAACGUCGAAAGCUAUUUACAGCCUUCAGUGCCUAAACGGAAGUCUCCAGUAUCAUUAAAAUACUUCACUCACCUUCUAGGAGGUUGUCCAGGAUGUCGAAGAGGAGGCCGCCAAGUAUCCUUGGAACCCCCUAGUGAGUAUGCUUUUUCUCGUAUAGUCUAACCAUAUUGUGUAGACUUCUGUGUGUCAUUUUCCCUUCUAACUCGAAAGACAUGUUGACUCAUAAGUAUAUUGACUAAUUUACUAACGUGCAGUGUCUUUGCACGCAUUGCAGUGCGAGUCCAACGCUUGUGCGGGGUAGUUUAACCCAUACGUCUAUAUCUCAUUUUCAUUCUUUUGGUACGAGCACUUUUUGGGGCUUGGUACGGACUGAGGUUUUCGUGACGCAUGUAUUCUUCUACACAAAUCCGCACUUGUCCAUUCUACCUGACCUCCGGAGUCAACAUUUGGUGAACGGCCUUUAUGGCCUGGCAGGGAAUUCAUUAUGAAAACUGAAGAGACGCAGCAGUCUUUGAUCUUCACUCUCAAGUGGAAUUCGCAGCGAAACCAUAUAUAUCACGGCAAUAAGCACAACCUGUGUUUAUGCAGACCUUGAAAACCAUUGAGCGGAUGUGCGUGAGUUCAGAAACCAUUGAACACGAACAUUUGUUCCCUUUUAUUUACUAUAUGUGCUAGGAACAUUCAUCUCCAGUGUCGAGACUUUAACGGUCACUGUUGACUUAUUUACCGUCUUCAGCUCGCCAUGUCUCGCUCAACGACAUGAGAUUGUAACUCAGACUUACUAAGUCCGUGAGCUCUUAAGUCAAACGGUCCACCACAUGAUUACCGGACUAACAUUCUGUAGAUCUCGACCAGAUGUAGCAGGCGUCCAAGAGGAGAAGAAUUCAGCGAUCGCUUCUGAUUAUGGGACUGAACGCAAACGAUUCGCUGACAUCGUGAAUCGAAAAGUACGACCUUUGACUCUACUGCUCGAUGAGCAAUUGGCCUGGGUAAGAUGGCAUAGCAUCCACGCCUGUGGCCGGAGCACGUUUGGCGGAUAACGACGCAAAAGUCAAGAAUGUACGUUCUAAUCUCCCUCGCCGCCUAGGUGGCAUUUCCCGAUUACCGACUUCCCCACAUUUAACGAUCGCCUGCGAGGGUUUUAAACUGAAGCUUGAAGUCAAAGUAGUAUCAGUCGUUUGUUUUUUUCAAACUUAUGCACAUCGACCUGCAGUGCCAGUUCACCCAGACGGAAGGGGAUUUCAGUUCUUAUUUCAUUCAGUGUCAAAGACAUUUUUGUUCACCACGAAAGUCCUGUACUGCAAUUUUCAGCUCAAAAAUAUCUCCUUCACCUCACUCACGGACUUCGACCCGAACUUGGAGAGGCAUCACUACUUCGAUAUACCCGUGAACCAAAGUCAGUCGGGUGUCUACCUGCCCGCCGAAGUUUACAUCAAUGGUAAGCGUUUCUAGGUUCUCCCAGAGCUAAGUUUCAAGCCCAGUUUAAGGCAGACGCCAACUUAUUUCGAGACCAGACAUUUGCCCAUCUCUAAUAAGCUUCUAAGAUUGACUCAACUGGUUAGCCGAAGGUAUUUCGUGUCCUAAACGUAAACCACAUAUAUGUGAAUAGUAUGAAUCAUGCAAAGAAUUUUGCAGGGCCGCGCACUUGAAAUACCCAUCGUUACACAGCCUUCAGUGUCAUAUGAAGUCGUUUGAUGUUUGGAUAACCAAGAUUGUCUCCAUACUUCGAAAUCGUCAUAAAUGUAAACGUGAAGGAAGGCUUUUAGAUCUUACAGAUGUCAGUUUCCCGAAGCUCGAAAAUAGCUUUCGCAAUGCUUCAUUCCCUGGGCCUUUGGAUUAUCGGACUCAACUUUCUAGUCUUGUUAAGGGACAGAAUAACAGCGCUUCACUUUAACUUGUUGCUCCAGUCUAGAACCCUCUGCCUCUGUCGGCAAUUCUGCCGAAUUAUCCCUACUGGUUACACUAUGACACUAGUAGGAACUCAAAAACUGAUGACCCGAACCACUCGCAGCUGAACCACGCACCGACAGGAUAUCGGCAAAACACGUGUUUUGGCUUUUACAUAGAACCUGUGUUGUCAAGUAUGAUAUAUCUUGCCAUCUCAGUAUGUACUACUGGCUGCCUGUUGACAGUUUAACGAAUAUUACGCGGUUAUUCCGCAGCGGCUGAUGGACUUCGGCCCGAACAUUCAUAUCGAAACUCAAUCUGAUCCUAUAAGUCUAAAAUGGACUGAUUUAAUCCAUAUUAGCGAUUAAUUUCUCAGGAAAUUAAAAAGCUGCAAGCUCUAAACUGGGUCAAAACGUAAGACAGAUGGCGGAUACAUUGUCUUACAAUUGCAGAAGAUUGGCGAAAGAUUUUCCCACUUGAAAAUGAAUGUCAGACUGCUGCUGAAACAGCAUGAGCCCGUAGUUCAGUUUGCGGAACUCUAGGCCCAAUCAGCAACUGAAACCGAAUUCAGACGUCAUGUCUUUCCUGUCCAGACUUCGAAUUUGACUUGGCAGACGACCAUCAGAAAUAGUCAUUCCAGCUCCUGUUGCUCCUGUUGGUAGUCCGUCUUUUUCACUAGACUGUUGCCGUGUCAUUUGUACAGACUGCUGGUAGUAGCGUUCGCCGUCUAUCACCGAAGACUGCGCGCUCAGCACAUGAGCAAGGGGGGACAUGCAACGGAGCAUGGGCCUCCUCGCCGCCGCAUGCGCCAACUUCGGCCUGACUAUCAACACGGACAAAACAGUGGUCAUGUACCAAUCGUCACCCAACACGCAGCACUACACUCCUCCUCGAAUCACUGUCGACGGCCACCAACUCAAAACUGUGAACAAUUUUGCUUAUCUUGGAGGCACACUUUCCAAGAGGUCGCCCACCGAAUCUCCAAGUAGCUCGCCUCCUCAGUGCCAACCGUCAACCGCUCCCGACACUCCCGCGCUGCCAACGCGCAUUCCGUGCGCGAAUCCAUCUCGUGGGACACCUUUGGACCCAAUGUACCAACAACCCGACAACGUAUGCCUCUCCUCCUAUUCUCGUCCCUGCCGCAACCCCCGCGCCGACCGUCAUCCCCGUCACCACCAAUCACUGUCGCUGUCCCGCCGCCACCAUCUACGCAGCCCCAACCGCAGAGGCCAGCAUCACCAUCACCACGUCUUCACGCACUUUCCCUACCGAUGAGAUGAGGUAUGAUGUCCCGUCACCUUCUACCAUCACCACCAACGCUUUCACAUCUAACGAGUGGACUCGGUUAAUCGCUGUCCCCUUUGCGAUCGAACAUUCUUCUCACACAUCGGCCCGGUCGGUCACUUGCGAAUCCACUGCACGAAGACUGGCGAACCAGUGCCUAGAGUACAAAUUUGCACUUGCCGCAUCCGCCUCAACUGCCCUCACUGCCCUCGUAUAUUCACCCACCGCGUGGGCCUAUUAGGUCCCAUGCGCAUUCAUGAGAACCUGCGGUAGACGACCGUCGGCUACAUCAAACAUCCCCCACCAGCACGCGCAUCACACAACAACAUUACCACUGCAAACACUCAAUUGCCAUAUCCCACGCAAGUGGGAAGUGUACUUAUCGGCUCCGUCUCCAUGCGGCUCCUCUGCUGCUUUUGACAAUUCGAGCCUGAGACUAUCACGGUGCGCCAGCGCCGUGGCUUGUAAGGCUGCCAACUCAGUCCACACAGUCUGCCCAGCUGUGUGUGUUUGUGUGGAGUGGAGGACUGGUGGGCUGCGAGUCAGGCUGUCACGGCUCCUUAAAGCGAUCUGUGAUCCUCGCGCAUGUGAGGAGUGUGUGUGUGCGUGUGUGCUUUUGGGGUAGUGCCUUUCAGUCGCUGACCUACUGGCUAUCCAGCCUUUGAAGGGCGAUGGCCCAAGCAAAUGCAGGGUUGUGUGUCACCCCCCUGGACCCCAAGGUUUGUGUGCGCUGGCAGUUCUCCGGCACCUGGUUCUCUGGCGGUAGAUGCGCUUCUGCUCCCGCUGGGUACGCAGGUCGUGUGUAUUGCCGCCCAGUCAUCCACGUCCUUACUGUUGGUUAAAAUCCUGGUCAGUUUUGUGUGUGGACCAGGGGGCGUGGAGGGGAGCGCCAAGGUGCGGGUUCGGUCAUGCCAUCCACCUGCGCCCUUCCCGCCUCUGGUCUUCUUGACAUCGGAUCCAGGUGGUGAGUUGGAGAGAGUGCGGCAGACGCUGCGCAAAUCACCGCGCCUGGUUCAUCUUGCUGUGGAGCACACGGUGGACAUCGUCGGAUGCGACGGUCGAACCAUCUAAUAAGUUAAUUUUCGUUAGCGCUCAAAUCCCAAUUCUGCUCGAAUUGUUUACCCAAGAAAGAGUUUCUGACGUCCGGUUUGGUAUUUUGGUUAACUAUAUAAGCUGUAGUUGGUGUCAAGAGCGAUAAGCUUAUUAUCUGAUAAGGGACCUUUGCUGACUUUUAUUUUCCAGUGGAUUUCACACUCCGCUAAUUUCAAUCUAAAACAGGUUACCGUUUCGUUCUUUUUUACGUGAAGACUCUUUAAUCGCCCAUCAAGUUGACUGGACAUCUAAUACUGACUAUAUCUUCAAGAGGCAAAACGACACCCUCAAUUUCAUCUACUUCGCCAGUGUCUACGGCUUUCUACGAAUAUACCCACGUAGGCCCUCCAUUGAUUUCUUAUUAAGAGCCUUUGUUUCUUAUCCUAAUGACUUUUCCUACCAAAAUAUCUCUCAAUUUUCGUCCUCCAUAGGUUUUCAAUGGCCUUUGGAUGAUAAAAUACGCGCUUUGGAUGCUCGUCGCAGAAGCUGGUAAAUACCUUUUGCGCAGACCUGACCACCUGCAGCCAGGUGUUUUGCAUCAACUAGACUUGACUAUUAGAAUAAAACCUUUCGGUCACAUUUGCAAACCAUGCUACGUACAAUGUCUCUUACUUGGCAGAGUGUAAAUUAAGAGCUUGCAGAAGAGCUCAAUUCAGUUACUCACGUCUUCAUGAGUGUCCACUGACUGUAAUAAUGUGCCAGACUGUAAUAAUGCAGAUUUCGCCUCGUAAAGGCAUUCUAGCUUAAAGGUAUGCGAUAUUGCAGCACUCGCAAACGCGAUGGAAAUCAGAUACAAGUGCGCGUUCGCAUUUGCGUAGACGGAAAGGCAAAUUUACUUCCUUCUAAUUGGCGUGAAUGUUAUAUUUUUCAAUCACAAGCAAGCUUAAUAGCCUAUUACCGUUCUAUCUGGCCUUUUUUGUCAUUCGAAUUAUGUUUUUAGGAAAAUACGUGUAUAGAAGACCAAUUGGCGAGCAUACGUUUGGUUUCGGUAAAUUCUUGUCAGGCCAGUGCAUUUAAAUUGGAAUGGGGUAGAAGUAAAACGUGUCAGUGAUUAGACUGAUCGACUAAAGUUCGACUUAGAACACAAGCGUCGUGUGGGAGAGUGGAGGGGGGGGGUGAGGGGGGCGGACAACAACAGUCAAUUCCAGGGGCGGGGCGGGAGCGGAAGGACGCAGAGAGUUGCAUGUCAGUCUUUUGAACAAGAUUCUUCUGCACGCACAGGAUCGGCUUUCGUGACCUGAUGACGGCCGCUUCUGUCGUUGCUAACAGACGCUGGACUAGUGGCUUAGGCCACCUCGAUUGGACCUAAAUCACGUGAAAAGCCUGACUGGGGUCCUGACGAUGCCCGGAAUCAACAACAUGCGCAAGAAUGGCGCUACUUCUAAUUUCGCCUUUUCCCGGCCUUGCCGGGAGGUGUUCUCGCAUUCUCUUGGAUAGGCGCCUACUCGUGCGACCAAUGUAACUUAUUCCAUGGGAAGGAGUGAAGAGAAGAUGAAUAUUGAGGUGGUCUGAGAUGGCAACCUACCCUUACCUUCUCCGCUUAAAGUGGGGUUAGUAAAGAAUAGUAUACGAACCCUUGCUGCUGGGAACGUUCGUGGGACAGCUUGGCCAAGUCAUCUUCUUAGGAGUUCACUCGCAGCGUCUCCUUGAAAAGGGACUUUGAGGAACAAAGCUUUUAAUAGUCGUUUUGGCAGAUUUAAAGUAAUUCAUCUUGACCUGAGUGUAAAAUCUGGCGCCGAGUUUUGCUCAGUUGGGUCAAAAUGAGCAAAAUAUUCUUCGUGGGAGUCGUUGUAGUGGGCUUUUCCGGUCGCUCAAAAAUAUUCUUUUCAAUAAACCUGUCAGGAUACCCUUUUUCGCGUAGUAAGUCCUGGAUCUUUUUAAGCUCCUUCUCGAUGUUAGCUUACCUUUGCCUUUUUCUUCCGGUAUUUGUAUUUCUUGUGAAUGAUGAGAAAAAGUUUCCUUUUUCUUUAUAUUUAUCGCUUAUUCUAUGUCCUCCUUUCUAGGUAUACUCAGUACACUUCAGUGCCAAAGGACGUCCUCUUCUUAGUAGACACGUAAGUCCUGUCGCCUACUCCUACAAGAGCAGGGGCUUAAAAUUGAAAUCUCCAUAGCUGCCUCUAAUCACGACUUCUCUUCUUUUUGUCUGUGGUAUUGGAACGAGGGAACCUCACGACUGUUCAAAAAAUCAAAUUGUCACUUUCUUCGUGACGCUAGGUCUCACACGACCUGGCCAGCGAAAUAACACUUCCGUUCCUCCUCCAAUAUUUUCUUGUCACUUUUUGGUCAUUUUCACCAGCAACAGCCAUUAGAAAGAAACAUCACUUCCGGGACACUUUAUGCGGUCAAUACGAUAUUGUAGGUUUCGUUGCAAGUAAUUCAUGCCGAGUCCACCUCCAUGCUUCAGGUACCCUCCAAGUUGCCUGCUUUUCACAAACUACUUAAAUAGUAAAUAUGUUUGAAUUUAAAUCUUCUUUACGAGUUAGAUAGCACUUUUUGAAGGCCUCCGAGCCUUUCUGUAUCCCGGCUGUCUGUUAUAAGAUUCCCCAAUGAACAUUUUAAACAUAACGGUGCUGCACGGCAGUCCGUUUUUGCGGUCAUUUCCACGGUCCAGGUGACGAGCCACAAUGACAGUUUCUUCCACUGGGAUUGGUGAUCAUUCUUCAUAUGACUAAUAACAAGUAAUGGCUCGAAUCUAUCCAUUCCAUAUGAAAAUGUGUUUUGGAAGCUUUCUGUCCUAUACAUAAGUCCAGAGAGUCAUGUUUACUCUUUAACCUUCUUUCGCUACAUACUUAAUGUUGAAGUGCUGAUUACCAGGAAAAAUUCAAUAUAUUCUUGGCAUAAGACCUUCAUCCCUUUUCAAUUUUUCAGGAGUGGAAGUAUGCACGGUCAAGCCCUGCACUUGGUGAAUACCUCUCUCAGAUUGCUGAUCCAAAAUCUGAACAGAAAUGACUUCUUUGCUGUGGCCAAGGUAGCUUUCCCCUUAUCAGCCUUUGGUACUACUAACAGACAUUUUUGACGCAAAUUAGGCUCCUAGUUUCGUGACGCUAUCAAAUUAAUUUGCUUUUAAUUCUUAGUGGAGCAGGUAUUGGGAUAGAUGUUCUUGUCGAUGGGUUUUCCGAUCUCCUUUGACGAAACAGUCUUCCCAUCAAACGUUUCUGGCGUUUUUAUGUGCAAUUCUUCUUUUGUGUCAAUUUUUGUCAACGGUUUGCUUUCUCUCCUUUUUUUAGUUUCCCGCAGACAGAAACCAUCCUGCACCCACUCUACUCUAUGGCUGCUCUCAAAACGAGUCUUGCUACAACCUCCUCGUGCAGGCUACAAGUCAAAAUAAGCAGGUUUUGAAAAAAUCUGUAGUCAUUAUGACCGUGGACUGCCAAAAAUUAUUAAGUUUUUUCAUGUUUUGCCUCGAUUAAUCUUCUAUAAUCUUCCGCUUUCAGCACGCGAUCCAAAAUGUUUUUCGCCUCGUGGCUGAAAAUGGCGCCAACUACGACGAGGCUAUAUUCUUUGGCCUGAAACUAAUGAGCAGCGUAAGUGCCGUGCUAGCGUAGAAGGUGUUAUCCUAUUCUCUUCCUGUAAUCCCUCUUUUCAAAGUCAGCAGUUGCUGUAAUUUAUGCUUUCCUUUAUCUUUGAAUCUUCCCCCAGCAAAGUAACGUUUCUCACCGAUCGUUUUUCCAUUAUGAUGCUUCAGUAUGACCCUGACAAGGCUUCCUGCCGCAAAGUUACUACUACGACUUACGUUUUGCCUUUAGUUUUCGAGCGGAAGAUCACCUGCAGCCCACUGCAACCGAAUUCUCGUCCUAAUCAGCGAUGGAGACAUAUAUUACAAUGAAACAACUGUUCAGGCCCUCCGAAAAUACCGCCAUUAUGUAUGAAAGUCGAGAACACUUUGUUGUUUUUCGUCUGCACUCGAAACGCUGUAUUAACUCCUAACCCAGUGUUGUGCUCUCAUACAAGGUUCGGUUGUUUACCUACUCUCUGUCGACUCUGACCGCCCCUGGACCGCUAGAUAAGCUUGCAAGGGAAAUCAAUGGUGAGAGUGUUACCUGUAAAAGGAUAUUUACUCUAGUUUCUUUGCGAAAUUCCUAAACAGCUGUAUAUUUUACGAACCAAACUCGAGCCUUAUUAUCCGGUGGCUUGAGGCUGAGUCAGGAAAUUUUUUCUACUUCAAUGGCAAUCUUUUCUUUGAUAAAACGUCCUGAAAACCCAAUCAUACUUAAGUGCACGACUUUGCUUUGCACAUUUUUUUGGUUGUUUUUUUUUUCACUGGCAACUAUUUACUAUCGUAUUGCAUCCUUACAACUGGCCUGACCGCAAUGUCGGAUUCUCAUUUGUACAACUCAUUAGAGACAGAUUAGUAUAAGAAAGGCACCUAACUUCAUGCUCAAUUACGAAAUUUUAAUGUAAAAAUUUGCGCUGGUCACCUGGAUGUGAGCAGGCUUUUUGGCAGUUUUAACAGACACACCAAAUAUGAGAAAUUAAAUAAACACACUUGCAGUGUGAGGGCCUACUAACAGUAACUUGAUGGUUCAUGUAACUGCUCAGGGUGUAGACGAAAACUUACUUCCAGUACUGGCCGCCGUUAUAAUAAAACCCUUUACUUUAGGUCUUCCAAUUAAGGUAAAACAUGGAAAUGGCUUUCUGGAAGAAGUAUAUUAACUUACUGCUCUCUUGGAAAUAUCGAUUUUUUACAGCCCCCUUGUGACGACCUUCAACUCUUGGGUUUAUUUUUAUAUAAUCAACUCGUCUAAUCGACUGGUUGGACUGACCAUUAGAUAUCUUCAUUCCUUUUGCCUACUUGUACGUGCCUAGGUACAUUCGCCCACAUACCCGUAAUCGGUGCAAUGUCAAAUAUCCUGUGGGUGAGUUAAGACUGCUAAAAUAUUCUUAAUAUGCUGUUGACAUCCAAAGUGCACUUUAAGUGCUCACCAUGCGCAUUUCUUGCCCUACCUAGCAUUUCACUGAAAAUGCGGAACUACGAAGGCCAAUCCGAAAUAGCAAGGCGCAGAAAAUGGAAUUAGUUGUUCAUCAGGCAGCUGACAUUUUCCCCACGACCAUCGCCGAAGUACUUAUGAGCCAUACAAUGCAUCUGCUGCACGCAUUGCAUUCCACUUCUGACUGACUGCACAAACCUAUGAUCCUUUUCUUGACUGGUUAUGCUAAUCAUAAGUUCACUCCGUUGCACUGUUCUUGAGAGCUCUCGUCUUCUCAGGAUAGGAGGCUGAGCGUUGUGCGGCAUCGAACUCCCAUACUCCCUUGUUCUGCCUGCCUGCAUCCUUUUCGUCAACAUCUCCAGAUAGCUUGAAUAGACGUAGUGUAUGUUUGCUUAUCUUUGCUAUUUAAAACGCAUGCACAGCUCAUUUAUCCAGUCGCUCUCGGGCGUCCCCCAAAGCUCCAAUAUAUUUUUCCAAUGCCAUUGAGAAUAUAUUAGCUGCUUACAGGGAACGGUUCAUCGCUUUAUAUUUCGCUUUAGGAAAUUGGACCAAUGGCGAGUCUGACAUUGGCUGUGUACAACAGAACGGUAGGUGAAAGCUGUAAACGGACAUUCUGACAGCUCUUUCCACUUUAUAUGGUAAUUUCCUGUGUUUUUGUCUCUGAUGGUUCAGAAUGGAGCUCAAUGUAACGAUUGUUAUGAAGAUAACUACCUGCACCUGGUUAUGGACUGAUUUGUGCAGCCAAAAGCCUGAACUGGUUGCGUGCUGGAUCAUAAAACCGUCUGGUGUUGCGAUCAAAGUUAAAUUUUAGCCAUAGAAAUGUGUUUGAAGACUUGAAAUGUUCUCAGUUCGUUAAAAUAUCUGUCGUAGUAGACCGUCUUCGCCAAGCAGAAACUGUUGUUGCAAGACGCCCACAUUUUCGAAAUCUCGCCUAAAGUUUGGAUUCCACGUUCAGGGAGGCGAAGUUUUUGAAAUCCGGAGUUACAGUGCCACCUCUCUUUCAGCAAAGCAGUGCCACGAGUGUCUUAGGAUCCCUUAAACCUAUCUAAUAUUGUCUGUUCUGCGGCGUCCGAUACAGAUUGUUCCUUCUGAGUGUGAAAUAUUUUCUCCUUCUCUCUUAAAGGGAUCGCUCAACUUGUUGGGCAUCAUGGGAACAGAUGUUUCGGGGAGAGAAAUGGUCGACCUUCUACAAACCUAUAUAGUGAGACAUAAUUUUUCUGCCCUACUCUGAAUUUCACUGCGUCACUUCUGUGGAUAUAGAUAAACUUUGUGAAUUUUCGAUUUUAGAAUAGUCCAACAGAUUAUGCCUUUAUCUUGGACAACAACGGCUAUGUGAUAUUUCACCCCUUGUUAAAAUCAUACGUAAGUUUCUUCGCAGGGAAAAUCCAACCUGCUAAUUUUUAUUUGUGGUUCUGUGGAAGACUAGUCCCACUUUCAGAAGAAAUUUUGGACAAAACAAUCUUCCUUGGGAAAUUUCAACAUUUUGGGCUUGUUUUCUUGAGUUGGUUAAAUAAUAAACUUAUCCUUGUGAUCAACAGGCAUAUAAGAGAAUUGAUGUACUUAAAAGGUGGUCUAUUUAUGAGAAUGUAAUGCUUACUAUAAACCUUUCAACUCAGAAGGAAAUGCUAGCAUUCAAGGCACGAUUCCCAACUCUGCUCUUGCACAUUCUGUGAGAAAGAAGGAAGUUCUGCUAGCUGACUUAAAAAUCAUUCUCAAUUUUACAUUGCUUCAUAUGAACAUUCUGCCCGUCCUAUAUAUUCCUCUAUUCAGUUUUACCGAAGUAUAUCAGUUUAUUUUAUUCCAGCGUCGAAUGUCUUCGUACUUUGUGGACGUUGAUCUGAUAGACAUCGAGGCCGCGAUGAAUCCUGAAAUGUUGCAGGUAACUUCAUUUCUUCUGGGCUUCGCAUCAGAGACGAUCCCAAGCCGUAUGCUAGCCUUGUACUUUGAUGGCCAUAGGUUUCAGUAAGCGCCAGCUGAUUCAAAGACUGGCCUCCUCCGUCUUCCGUUUAGCGCGCAAGACAAUUCUGUCGGUCUGAAGAAUCCCACCCAAAACUUCUAAUCAACAACCGACUGCAUUUUUGAGGAUUCCCCGCACGCAUAGUCAGUCCAUUCAAAGUCGUUAUAUAUAAGGAUAUAAAAAGACCAGCCACCAAUCCUUUGGUAGAUAUGAGUACAGAGAAUGUGAUGACCUCACGCUGAUGCCUGAUUUGGCAAGCACACACGCUAGUUUGUACUUUGCGACCAUUUCAAAAUAACUGGUUGUCUGGAGUGAUUAUCUCGUGAAAUGCCAACAACCUGGGCUCUACCUGCACAGAAUUGUCACUCCCCAUUUGCUUCGACUGACAACAACGAUCAUCCGUCACUUCAUGAACUUUUGGCAUCUGCUGUAGCAAUAGACCAGGAAUUACGUAUAAAAUAAAUGAGCCUAGCCGAUGUCCCGUCACAGAGCUGGUCAUAUUCUUUCUUGAGAGAAAAAGCAGAUUCAAUGAGAAGGGCCUGUCGAAGCAGUUAAAUUCAUAAAUGAGCCCUUACCACUAGAACAUUCAGACCCGGUCUCAAAUAAAAAGAGAUUUUGGACGCCACUAGAGGGAACAUUGCAUUAUGCACAGAAUGAAUGGAGCAAAGGUCGGAGCAAGUUGGCAACCGGAGGGCACACGUCCGGUGCCGCAAAAGCAGGCGUCCGAGUGCUACAGAGACAGACGUCAGGGCGCUUUGAGCAAAGGCAUAUCUGGUCGGGCUUGGAGUUGAUUGGUCAUUUUCAAUAGCUGUAAUUGGUCAAGAGCCAGCCUCCCAGUGAUACACGUGUUCGAUUAUGUGCGAGAGGCGCAGUGUUGUGGCAUGCGCACGGUGUUGAGUUAUUACAGGCGUACUAUUUAGGCGUUAUGCUAUACGCGCUCCCUGGCAGGACGCAACGUUUACUCCCAUUCGCGCUUAUUGCAACUACCCGAUGUGAAGUAGAAGAAGUGGGCGAGAAGAUUACAUAGGCUCCAAGCAAUUCAACUUCCAAUACAAAGUGUCCUCCUCCUCGGAGGUGGUCCUCGCCAAUCACAAUGGGCGACCGGAUAGUUCUUGUCUCUAUUGAUGGCGUAUUCAGGGCAGGUAUGCUCCCGCAUGCAAUCGCCAUUCGCGACACCAGCCACGGGGAUGCACGUUUAUGAUUGCUUCCAGUUUAUAUUAGCGCAGUUAUUUAGGUCCACACAUUCAUGCCCUCUGGGCUAGAUAUGUGACAGGUCUCGCUGAUGACAACAAAGAAGGCACAAAUCCAACUGCCUGCUUUGCCUUCGGAAGUGCGUCUUUCUUUGACCGUAACCCUUGUGUCCUCGUGUACAGCCUUCUAGAAGGCUCUUCUAUGCUGACUAGUCGAAUGGCACCUUAGAGUGAAAGUGUUUUUAAUUGCUUUCGUUAUAGUUUUGGUAGUCUGCAUUAAGCCUAUGAUACUUCGGUACCUACUUCUCUUUAUCAGACGCUGGGAUGUUUGGGGGUUCUCUCUGAUCGACUACUGAUUGCAUCAGAUAUGCGUGGGUUGGUUCGAUCUUAGAUCACUGUAUUUGCCAGCCAAUUCGCCACUUGAAUCCCUCAUUCUGUUGGUAUGCUGUGAUUUGUGCCAGAUUUUGUCAAGUAAACUGAAGAGUCUGGCCUCAGCCUCUGUUUGCGAAUGACCCGAGAUAACUCUGAUUUGAGCUUCAAAAUUCAAUCCCAGGGAAAUAAUGCAUAUACCACGUACGUUGGCUGUUCGACCGUCGUUGCCGACGAUGUCCACCGUGGGCCUCACAGCAGGAUGGACGCAGGGACACUGACUUGCGCCGGAAUGAAUUGAAAACGAUGAUAGACUUGCUUUGCACCUACCACUCUGUCCUCCCUCACGCACCUGGGCGCCCUGUCAAAACGGAGUUAAGAAGACACCAGGCGAGAUCAGGCGCAGUGGCUGGCAAAGCUAAAAAGGCCCGCCUGCGCGUGGCACGCAUGCCUGGUCUGCGAACAGAAGACAAGAUCUUCGCCCGACCAAGUGGAAGUUCCACGGAGGCCAGGUUAAGAAAGGUCCUUUACAGCCUGGAUUUCCGCCCUGGGAUGGCUGAGGUGCCCCGUCAGUUGGCAGCAUCCCAAGUCAGGCUUUUGGCGUGUUGUAAUAGUUUUAAAGCAGGUCAGGUUUUUUUCUAGUGAGGAGUGCGCUGAAGUGCCUUGGGGGCGGAUUCCCCCCGGAGUCGACCUCACUCUUCCUCCACCUCACCCCUCCCCCCAUCAAAGCCGGCCAGUCAUCUGAUGCGGGGGUUAAGUGAAGGUGGUUAACAUGGCUAGACAACCUGUCUGCGCGCAUCACACGGCGUGGGGCUGUUAGGAGGAGCCGUCCUAACUGACUCGCUCACACGCCGUCCGCGUGCUGAUGUCGCCCUAGCUUCCGACAGGACUGGAGGUUUACCCAACCAGACAAAUAAGGCAGAAGUCCAGUCAGCAUGUUAUCCACUCACGGACGCUAUUUAAUUGUCCAGCUUGUGUAUGCCGAGGCGUGCCACCAUAACCUCAUGCAUGCCAUUUGUUAUGGGUGAGCAGCCCAGUAACGCGUGUCGUACCAGGAUCCGGCCCCUCUGCUAGUUCAAUGCAAAUCCCGCGUGGCUCGUUGUCAGAGCGAACUCCACACAAGCACACACGGGGCCGACUGUGAGGCCUGAGUAGUACUGUCAGUUGGCAAUUUUACAACCCACAACGUUUAGUACGCAGUGCCAGAUUCAAGCGCAUCGGGUUUAUUGUAGUGGGGAAUGCGCUGAAGUGCCGCGGGAAUGGAUUCCACGGAACCGACCUCACUCAUUUCUCCCUCUACCAGACACCAGUCCACUCUCUCAACCGGCCAAUUCUCUGAUGCGGGGAUUGAGCGAAAGUGACCGCCGCGGCGCGAGCCUGUGCCCAGGCGUGCCACAAGCCCCCUCCGUGACAUCUGUUAUAGAUUGCGCGGACAGUGCGUAGCCCAGUUAAAUGAGUGUCCUGCCAUAAUCUGUUCCCCCUGUUGGUCCUGCGGAUUUCCAGCGGGGCUUUUUUUAGAGACACGACAUAAUGCAUACAUAAGAUACAUCCUAAUGUACAAUGGUAGGGGGCGCUCACCGAUCGUUCUUACGGAACUCACUCGUUCCGUUGUGCGACUGCUGGUUGCGCUCGAGAGAAAGUCCAUGAGGCACCACGGAACGAGUGAGUUCCGUAAGAGCAAUCGGUGAGCGCCCCCUACAAUUGUAUAUUCCCGAUCGAAACCGGCAGGAUAACGGGCUCUUGACCGAGUGGUUAGAGGCGUGGACUUCUAACUAACAGGUCGCGAGUCCGAGCCCCGGGUGUUCCACACUUCGGGGUUGGGUACGACUGGCUGACGAUGGAUAAUAAGCCGGAAAUGACCAUUCCCGUGUCCCUUGUCUUUGUCGGUAAUAACAUACAUCCUAGAGUGAUUGGAAUAUAAAACAACUGUCAUUCAUGCCUUGAAAGAGAAAAACUCGCGUCUCAUAAGCAAGAGGAUACGAAACCAUGAAUAAGUUCUUUUUGGAAAUGCACUUGAAUUUCAAGCUUGCAUCAACUCGCAAGAGUUCGAAAAUCUUUGGCAAGACACGUCAUACAUGAGCCUACAACAAUACAACUCAGACAGAAUAAAGACAUGUUACUUUCUGGAGUGAGUACGCCAGUUGUUAAAAUUUUUCUUUUUGCGAUUUCAUAAAUUCCCAUUUCUAUGAACCAAGUAUACCCACAAGGUUUUUUUGAAAAAAACGGUGUUAACUUUAGAAUGAAACACAGCAGCCUAUUGUUUUUACCGAAAGAGUGGACCACGCAUGUAUGAACCAUUUCGAAUGAAGCAGUAAAUUAAAUUAACAAAAUUCACGAAAAUGAGUUUUCUGCCGACAAAGACGGGGGAGCAAUAAGUGACUAUUGUCACCAACGAAACGUGUAAAUUCAGUCAGCAUAGAUCUUUGUAUGCUGAACUCAUCUGAACACGCAAGUGAAUCAGAGCCGACUUACUAAAAAGUCAUUUUGACAUUAAAUUUGACCCAAAAUUCAAGUAUAACUAACUUCUGACCAAAAAAAUAUCUUAAGCAUUUUGUGCAGCUCUCCUUUAAAAGAUGUCAUUAUCUGAAAUUUCCCUUCAAUAUUUUAUCCGCAAUAGAAUGCGUUUCUAUUGAAAGUGUAAUUCCCGUUUAUUCCGCCUUUUCUAGCUUCGGAACGACAUCAUUGACAAUAAAGAGGGCGUCGCUGUAGUGGAGGACUUUGCACUAUUUCUCGACGAGGUGUUUGCUGCGAAAUGCAUAAGUCCUCUGUGCUCAUUCUCUGAUAGUUUCUUGCAUUAGUUUUCCUACCGUUUAAGAAAUUUUUCGCUUUUAAAGGAUGUAGAUGCUAAACGCGUGCGCGAUAAGGUUUUUAAGCUCUGUUUCUGUUGUAUAUAAAAAAUCAACGAAACGUCGCCGCUGUCGUUUGAUCGUAAUGUGUUGAGUAAAUAACCUCCCGUUUUUCUAUCCAUAGAUACAAGUACACUCUAAAGAGCACCAAUAACCAAAAGCCCCGAUGCUAAAUUAUUUCGUUUAUUCAAAGUUAAACUAAAAUUUUAUUCAAAAUGUCGCGUUCCAUACUAAAAGACAAGCGGAACGGCAUAGUUGGAAACAGCGGUGACUUUUGAUUGUUUCUUACAGGUGGGUCAGGACAUAUACACAUUUCUUAAGCCAGACCGUAUCUAAGUUAAAAACAGUUUUACUGAGUUCUUUCAGAUCAACCGGAGCAGAAAAAAAUGUGAGCGUUAUUGCCUCAUCUAAAUGAACUAUUUUCCAUCAUGUGUGGUUAGAGGACAAUUACGGCCCCAGCUCUUGACAAUGUGUACACUAGUUUUAUUUUAUCACUGACUACUUUCGUAUCUAAGACGGUUCGGAGCGGUAAGCCAGCUGAUUUGAACUAUUUUAUGAAAAGAUUGGAAAAUUUUCUGUCAGUGUAGAUUUCUGAAUGCGAAAGCAAAAUUUUUCAGAGUUUUAUCUCUUGUCUUCUAGAUCCACGCGCACAGGACGGCACGCACGUAUGCUCAUGCGCCCAUACCGGACACAAACUACAGGUUCGCAUACUUUGCCACGAGUUCCUGUAACCUGUAUAGUAUAGCAACAUUUAAAACCGGCCGUACAUCCAUAGUUACAUGAUUCUGCAGCGUCGCUACUGAACUGGUAGUCUGCAUGGACUGAAGAGUGGUUAGAAAAUACCGACAUGCAUUCAUUUAAAUUCGGGUCACUAGACCCUGACUUUUGACCUACGUCACCGGAAUGAUCAUUAUGCUGCUAAAGCGACGAGAAGGAAAAGUAACGAAGCUUCCUAUGAAUACGUGCUUUCGUGACUCAAGGUAACUUUAUCGGUACUAACAAAUAAACUUGCAAAAGGUCAAAAUCGAAGAUCUGCCAGGAAGUGAAAAGCCGAGGUUUCUAGAUGUUUUAGAUUUUUAAAAAAAAUUUUUACAUCGAAAAGGAAAACUAUUCGUCGUUUUACGGUUUUGGUGAGCAAUAGGUUUGGUUCACACUUCGCCCAGUCGACCAUCUUCAUCACGAGCUGGUAGAAUAAUUAGUCUGAACCAUUUCUUAUGAAAUCUGCCGACGGGAUUCUGAUCUACUCCCAUGAGACUUCAUGUUGACAACCUUAUGCUAUUGCUUUAUAAAUACAGCCAACAUGUUAAACCCUUUCAGUCCAGUGCUCCCUACGGGUAUUAACCAAAGCUUCUUCAACUGAAAGUAAAUGUAAAUGUUAAGUAGUUCUAUGUGCUUUUGAAUGAUUCCCACGCUUGAAUGCAAGUCUUGCCGCAUUUAUACAGUCAACUAACGCGCGACCGUGUUCUACAACUAUAUGAAUGAAACCUCUUCGAUUACUCUAAGAAUUAAUUUUUGACGGACGGUUCUAGAGCGGCUAGUUGGUAGAUUGAGGUUUUAAAUGUAACGUGGCACCUGGUACUGAUAAUAACUUAUGAUAACAGUUUUGGACAGCAUUUUCAAGCAACGCUAACGGCUUAGCGCUUUUGGGGAAAUUUUAUUAGAUGUUCACUGACAUAAGAAAUAUAGCGUCUAGGUGGAAAUGGUCGCUUGUAUAUUCUUUUACGUAGUUUUAUAUAAACAACGCCAGAUUUUCUCACCUGGCUCUCGCGAAUGGACGAAUCUAGUUGUGAUUGCAUUCUUUUUUGUCUUUUCUAUGGAUUUAUGUCAGGAAUUCGUAGUUCCUUUGUUAAAUGUUGUUGAAAAUAUCCAAUUUCCUAGGAAGAAGCUCUUUAGUUUGGAAACGCUAAUUAAACCUUCGACUUAGUUUUCGGGUUUUCACGAGUUUACGUUUUUUUUUCUUUGCUUAUAAGGCACACUCUUCAUAACGACCUGCUUUGGUCUGAGGUAAUAUGCAAGCGGUUUCAUGCUGAAUGUUCCUUAGUUUACCGGACAUCAUUACUUGUACGGUAUACUUUCUGUCACCGUUUUCAGCAAUAAACGCCAAAAUACAUAAAACAUUAUCCGAACUCUGUCAAUGCUUUCAAAUAGGAGCUCCUAGUUCAGUGGUAUCUACCGAUUAUUAACAAGUAACCACCACCCUUGAAUAAUCCAUACAACGUCAAAUGUUGAGGCUUCUAUUCAAACGUUCCUACCGUCCUCCGGGACUAAAUCUCUGAUUGAGUAGUGCACAUUUCUACUCGUUUUCAAUAAAAAGUAAGUUUUAUUAAGAAAGGGACAGGAAAAUGACUUUCUUAUAUCUACUUAAAUUAAUUAUCUUUUACAAAAAUUGACGCCGGCGUGUACAGAGUUCUUUGUCUACAAAAUUUCUGUUUUUACAUAUUCCCAAAUCCAAAUUAAUGGGACUACCGGUUAACUGGUUCGGUAGGACCAGAUCGCCCUUGCUACUGAGACUUUAUUUGACUUGCUCUAGCUGUUGAUCGUCAUAAUCGGAAGUCAGGGAAAUAUACCUAAAUGAACAGCUUGCACUCUGAACUGAGUAGGAGAUGGUCUGUUGGCCAAGUGCUCUGGAAAGGCCAGCAGUCGGCGGCGCACAGCCCGCGACUAAAUGAGUACACCAUCCAGGUGCCGAUUUUUUUGGGUACGUGUCAUCUGGCGGAACAGGUUAUGAAAUGAGGGCCGCUACAGACGGGGCGAAUUUGACACCGGCGACUGCUUAUGGGUGGGGGGGAGGGAACAAGCAAUCGAAAAUCUGUUCGCUGAUUGGCCUAAGUUAGCACCGGCUGUUUUGGUCUUGUAAUCAGGCUGCCAAACCGCCAAAAUGCUAAGAGAAGAUUGAAUGGCAGCUGGAGAAAUUGACUUAAGGAUUAAAUAAUAAACAGACAGUAGUACACAAAUCACGACCACUUGACAAAUAAAACGGUCAUAUAAAAGUCUACACGUCGGCAAGGAAUAGACAAUGCCCAAAGGCCGAGGAGGAAGUAAUCCAAAACUUUUCACGCAGCGUACACCGAUUAACAUCAGUCCGCUUUGUCUUUAAAAGACUAUCUGCCUUUUAUAGGCCUUUAGACUUUUGCCAGGCGUAGUGACCAUGCAUCCAAAUCGAAUUUGAGGAUUAUUUGCAUUCUGCUAUGAGCAGGAAUUAAUUCUAUUAAGAUACUGACAAUAUUUGAAGCAGCGUAGAUAUGUCGUGAAAAAUUUCGUAAAACUUUAGAUUCGAAACAUUCCGACGACAUGUAGGCGGGGCACUGGCAGGUGGCCAUGCGUUAACUACCAGAGCGUUUGAGUUAUGGUUGGGGUUAUUGUUAGGGUCAGGGUCGGAAGGAUCGGUAUUAGGGUGAAGUUUAAAGUUAGAGUUAAAACACGGGAAUGGGCAAGAACGCCUGGAAUUCAGCGAAGACUACCUGUAGCGUGAAAAGAUACUCAUUCAUGUGUCCAGUCGACAUUUAAAUUUUAUCCUAACAGAGUAUUCCGCUCCGUCAAAGAAACUGUUUAAAAGGGACUUAAACGCCUACGAAGCGGCUUUAGGAAAUGGAUUUUUUGCCAAAUCGUGCUAACGGGAAUGAAUAAGCAUUAGUACAUGCGACAAAAAUAUUCAAGUCCUGGAAAAGGUUUAUUGGAAAAUCGGGGACAGCAUUCCCAUGGCGAAGCGUUGACUCACCUUUAGAAGUCUAUAAAAUGGUAAUGAAUUUUCGCCCCCUUGUCCGUAGCAUAAACAUGUGCGCUACUUCGUUCAAAACCGCGAAAAGUCGGAUUGUCAAAGUUAGCCGGCGGAAUUGUGUGCUGAAAGCCAGCGUGCCUUGGUGCCUGGGCCACUUUGAGAUCAGGUUUUGUACUUACCUCAUCACAGUUUCCAUUAACUAAUCUUAUUUAUAGCAGCACAGAAGGGUCACAGUCAACUCCUAGUGAACUACAGUGUAUAAUGCGCAGGGUCUAUUUGCCGCAAUCGGAACCGACUUGAAGUAUUUUUAUAAAUUUGUCAUCUUUAUCGUCAACACGAAAUUGGUCGCAAUAAUUUUCGCAGUCCUUUCCAAAUCCAUGGUUUUAGGGCUAUUUAUUUAAUUAUGGCCAGUUAAAGACAAACCCCGUACUAUUGCUGUGGAAUCUAGACGUCAGAAAAGAAAGAGAAUGCGUGAUUUGCCUUCAGUUAGAUCUACCUCCCAGUUUAAUGCUCCAAAAGCCAGCAGCCGACCUUGAUGAACUUUGAUUAGAAUUACCCGGAUAUCCUAUAUUACACGUAUAUCAUGUUGGUUUACCGCAUCCACUUAAGUUUUCAAAGCAGGACUGUCUUCCUCUAAGAGGCAGCAAUGCCUCUAUCUCUUUGGAAUACGCAUGAAUGCAAGGACGACCUAUACCGCCCUCUGGCGUAGAUGUUUUGAACUCCGCUGUCAGUCGAGGCACUCCAUGUGACAUUUGCUUACCUACUCUUUUGAUUUCUUUUUGAAGCAUUUGCAUCGUAACUGCUGAACCGCGUGAUAUAGACGUGCAGUACAUGUCCCAGAAGGAAAAGCUCAGCAUCGAUCCUGUGUUUGGGACCAUCCUGGUUGAAAACAGUAAGUAAUUUUGCCCUCCCCCAUCCUCUGUUGUUAAGUCCAUUGAGAAAAUCUGACAGUGAUACAUUUAUCCCAAGAGGCGGAGGUGUCAAUUGCAAAUCAUGAAAGUAUCCGACUUAUAAAGAAAGACCAAUCAAAAUAGGGGGUGCGCUUUCAACAUAUCCUGUUAACAAUUGAAUUUGGAGUUGUUGAUAAAGCUGUGUUUUCUCACUGAUGAUGCCUUGCCACACCAUAGCAAUUAUUAGCUACGCAUUCUCGAAGAAGUCCGAAUUUAUGUAUUUUAAGAAAGUUUAGCUUUGAACUUCUAUAACCUCCCCUUCUUAGUACUUCCGUUAACUGACUUGUCAUUUUGAUUCGCAUAAACGCUUCGCUUGGCGAAGGUCUUGGGCACGAGGCAAUGAAUCUGAACAUUAUUAUGCGUAGUCACUCUCAAGUAUCCAGUGGAUGGCUAGGACUAUCUACAAAAACAACUUUUGAUAAGGAGCAGGUGCUGGAUAACAACAAUAAUGAAAAUUCUAAGUCCAUAAGAAGUUUACUGUAUGCGUCGGCGUAUUUGGGAUGAAAAACUCAGAGGGACUAUUUCUUUCACCUGGGGAAUUCAGACGAAACACCAUUACCGACAAGGACAAGGGCGACUGGAAUGGCCAUUUCUGACUCAUUAGCCGUCGUCAGCCAGCCAUACCCAACUCCGAGGUUCGAAACACCUGUGGCUCGAUCCCGCAACUUCUCGCUUAGAAGUCAAACACCCCUAAGCACUGGGUCACGGGCUCAUUGUCCUGUCAGUUGCGGUCGGGUAAAUACAAUGGUAGAGGGACGCUCACCGAUCGCGCUAUGGAAUCCACUCAUCCCGUUGUGCCUUGGGCUCUCUCACGAGCCUCGUCACCAACCGCACAGCGGCGCGUAACAUAAGCCCGUGGCUCAGUGGUUAGGGGCGUUAGACUUCUAACCAGCAGAUCGCCGGAUCGGGGUUAGGAAAUGACUGGCUGACGACGACUAAUAGGCCAGAAAUGGUCAUCCCAGUCUCUUUUGUCUUUGUCGGCAAGGCUAUUCUGUUAAUGUUACAAGCCGCUGGACGAUUGCUGACGGCGCUCGAGACAGAGAAGCUCAAAGGCACAACGGAACAAGUGAGUUCCGUAGCGCGAUCGGUGUGCACCCCUCUAUCUUGGGAACUUCCCCAUAAUAAAUGCGCAGUCUUGCUCGGUUACGAACCCUUUUUAUACGGUAUUGUCGUGCAACGGAAAAAUCAAUUACAGCCUCUGUUCCCUUUCAUCAGCAUAGUUGUUUGUAAUCCAGUCGUUUGGCCCAAAGCUAUUGUCUUUUAUACUUUUAAUGCUUAUUUAUAUACCCAAAGAUUAGUAGUUUUCGAUUUGACUGGUGUUACAAGUCUUUUGGAUCGACUUUGCAGCCACCCUUUCAUCUCCUAACGAACCGCACCUAGCAACCAAACUUCGCAAAACAUAGCGUUUUAAAGGACACAAUAGUUUCUCUUUCUACCGUUUUAUCUGAAUGUCAACUUCUAGGUCUCGAAAGUGACUAUUCGUCCGACUGUUUUUCCGAUCCACUCGGACGUUUGGGCAAAAUCCAUAACAGUCUAUCUUACUAUUUUGCACGCUACUUUCAGCUUAAAACACCGCGUAACAAUAGCAACCAACCAGCCUAAGAUGUCUUCGAAUUCUCACUUAAUGUAACGGACUUGCUCGAAGAUCGUCGGUCUAGUCUAGAAAAGAGCUCCUUCGUUUUGUUGUCGGCUUCAUUCCGUGCAGUAUUCUGCACUGUGCCAUUCUCCUCUGCUAAUGUCGGAUCUGGCUACUUCAACAUGAUGUGUCGUCUUCUGAUCUAACCGUUUUAGAGGACACUUCGACUUUACUACAGUCUGUGAAUGUGGUCAUCUCGUCUACUUUGGCCAAAUGCAGAACGCCCAGUUUCUCUCGUAUUCUUAGUCAAACCACAACCACUAGGGCUCCUGCGACGCCGACAGCUGAACGAUCGCCCGAUCAGAUAGAAUCAGUUGAUGUGGUCACAUCCACGGACGAUUUGACCUCCUCAAAUCUAACGGAAGCUCAGUUCACGGGGGUUGGAGGCAGUUCAUCGUCAGCCGAGAUCGUGAAGGGUGGCAAAACUAGUGGAAGUCAGACAGGUGAUGCGCAGGAGACGCAAGAGGAUCUCUAUUCUGACCUGCCACCCCUGAGUCGGCGACGUCGUGGCUGGUUCGAGGAGGUCAUUGCCGACGAUCCGACCGGAGUAGCUCAGAUAAAUUCAAUCUUGAAGUUUAUUCUCAGCACCGAUUUUGGUGAGUAUUCACAACAAACCCUCAUUUCUGUUGGUCUACUUUCCAAGAAGCGUUAUUUUUGGCUUUCAGUUUAUCAUACCUCUUUCGUCUAUUCUAUGUUCGGUCAUAUCCGUCGUCCAGAAAACCUGUUUGAGCACAUAUGCAUCAUAGGCCAACUUUAAAUGACGUUUCCUAAGAUUUCCAAGGCUUUAUUCGAUAAAACUUGUUUAAGGAGCAAUCGGACCAUACUUUCAGCCCUUCCAUAUGGCUAAUCCGCUUUGUUGGAUUAAGGGUCUACAAUAUUUUGUUUAAAGUUGCCAAAAUUCCCAUGAAGCAAUUCAGAAGAGCAUUUGGCGAGCAUGCGCUUACUUUUGAUAAAUUCUCAUCGGACCAGUACAUUUAUACGGGAAUGAGGUACAAACUGAAACGUGUGAGCGGUAAGAGGAAUCGAUUACGAUUCGUCUUUUCAUAGAAAUGGGGUGUGCGAAUAAGGGGGAGGGGAGAGAGGAGGCAGUAAGCGACAGUGAGGGUUAGGUAGAGCCGUGUCACCUGGGGGGGGGGGGGACGCGGAGGCAUGCAUGCAGUUAAUCGUCCUUCGGCCACAGUCGACGCGGAGCGUGCAGGAGUUUCUUCUGAGCGCACAGGACCGACCUCUGAAGCCUGAUGGCAGUCGCCUGGUAGGCGCUGACCCGGUCGAUUAGGGUAGUUAAGUGGGACCUUGCAAAUCACACGGAGGGCAUCGUUGGGAUCCACACGAUGCCCCGAAUCAACCAUGUGUGGGACGAUGGAGCAUCGAAACAUUUUGUAUAUUGUUUUAAGCUAUCGAACUCGUGCAGGAGACUCAGAAUGCACUCAAAAGAAAACACCUGAUGGGGCUGUUCGAAUUCUGCCAACGAACGUUCUCCACGUUUGCUGGCGAGACCUAUGAGCAAGUCAGGUAAACUCCAAUAGGCUCACCGAUGUCCGGUUUAGUGGCAGAACUGGUCUUACGGGAGCUAGAAAAGAUUGCCUUCAUCCAACAUGAGGUAGUAUUUUGGCGUCGGUACGCAAAAAGACACGUUUGAUAUCGGGAAGAAGGACAUGCUACAACAUUUCCACAACCUGCUCAACGCAGUUUUAUUUGAUAUAAAAUUCACGAGGGAAAAAGACAAGGGUAAGAUGAGGUUAUGUAGCCCCACCUGAUGGACACAAUACUCUCGGGGUUAGGGUCAGGGUUAAAAGCUAGGUUUGGGGUUUAGGGUUGGGCUUUGGGUGAUGCGCGUUCAUCGGUCCCACCUGUAAAAACCCCCAUUACCAUCGGUCCCGUAUUACAGGUAGCUAGGGUUUGUUUACUUCAGGUGGGACUACAUAACCACAUCUGACCAAGAACAGGAACAGCAGUUGCCCUCCCUGAACGUGCUCGCCAGACAGAACUUUAACGGUGAACUUGAAACGAUGGUUUAUAGGCAGACAACGAACAACACAAAGCUUCUCAGUCUUCACAGCAACCAUCCGGUCGUCCACAAACGAAGCUGUGUCAAGACGCUCUUCAAACGAAUUCAAACUCAUUGCAGCAAACCGGAGGAAUGAGCACGUGAGGCCCGAUAUCUCUGCGAGCAGUUUAUGCAAAAUGGCUAUCCGAAGGCAAUCAUAAGCCGCUGCCUACGCAGUCGCCCCCAGGCAACCUAAACAUCAAAACCACCAACGAAAUGCUAUUCUCUGCCCUACGUUGGCGGCGUUUCAGAAGCAACCGAGCGCAUUGCUGAGGAAUUAGGGGUUGAAAUUGCACACCGCCCCAGAGCCACCAUGCGUAGAAGGGUCAUGAGAAUUAAAGAUCGGUUGGAGCCUGAGGAGCAAUCUGGAGAAGUUUAUGGCAUCCCCUGCCAAAACCGUCCUUGUAACUACACAGGCCAGACUGGACGAAUGCUCGGAUCGCGCAUACACGAACAUAAGCUGGCUGUGCGACCAGGCGACGCAUUAUCACAAGUGGCCGCCCACACCUACGAAAUCGGCCAUGAGUUUAAUUUCGCGACCACCAAAAUAGUCGCCUACGCCGGAAAAAAAACAGGCCGAGAAUUAAUUGAAGCCUGAGCUUCCGAUGAGAACUCAGUCGAUGGAUUUAUCGAUCUGGCGCCGGCGUACAGAGUCCUGCACAGUCACCUCCAGUCUUGCGCCGUCGGUCGAUGAUUGGCUUACACACCCUAUAACCGUCGCUUGUUCGGUUGCUGCGAUGGACGCUUGCACGAGUUCGAAAGCUCAGAACAAUAAAUAAGAUGUUUCGGUGAUCGACCCCCGUCUUCUUCACUUAUACGUACACCUGGAACUCGAACUUCCGCCUUAAGUCUUCUGAAUAUUUUUUUGAUAUGGGAAUGUAUUACCAUAUUUCAAGGAGUUAACAGGAGGGGUGCAUUCAGUGUUUCGUGCCCGCGGCAAACGCGCGGGCGCGAAGAUUCAGAUGGUGUGUUAUACAGACUACAACACAAAUCAACUCACGGCUUCCGGUCGGGUCCUCAUAGCUCAGGUGGUUAAGGCGUUGGCUGUACACAAAAAUUAGACGUGUCGUCGUGGUUUCAACCCUAUCUAGACUACCGAGUUUUUCACAAUUAAGUUCUAAUCGAGACCCGAUAAAACCAAAAAAGAAGGAAACAAAGGUACCAGUACAGAAGCGAAUCUUUUCCGUCACAAUUUCACAAAAUUUCAUUGGGUUUAUCCGCGCUGCUGGUUCCUAAAUAGCGAAAUCCCUAUUUUAUUCAAAACCUGGUAAGUUCCUUUCGCUGGUGCGAAAUGGUUUAAUCCCGGACUUUACUCUGGCUUUAGUGCAACCUAUCCACGAAUGCGACCCUUGUGUUAAAUUCAUGAAAAAGCCAGUUAUUUGCUGCUAAUCCCAUAAUCUGUGGCCAGGAAAAAGGACUUCGCCGACGAUCGAGUAUGUAAACCCCGGCUUUCAUCACUAUAAAAUGUCUGCUUAUUUGAUCUAGGUAGGCAUGCUGUAGUAGGGUCACAUUUCUGGCUAGCCUGAGGGAAAUGAACAAAGUUACUGUUAAGGUCAGGACUAGGUUUAAUGUUAGAUUUGAGUUUAGGAACAGGUAAGAGUUGGAGGUAAGGUUAACGUUCGCAUACCGCAUACCGUUUUACCCAACCCGGCCUCAUUUAACCAGUAACCCUGGACUAUCUGCUUUCCGCUUGUUUACCCACCCCCAAUUCUUGUAUUUUAAAUUGCGCGGCCUGUUCCGUCACCUCGUUGAAGUUAUAAAAGAGACGCGUGGCAGAAGUGUGAGUUUUCUCAGUGCCUUCGGCAGAUUCCGUUAAUCGCGGCGUUCGUCUCCCUUACUUACAAAACUACUAUUGAUAUCCUUCCGUACAACAUGAGUUUCUGAGCUCCAUUUUUUCAGUGGGGUUUCAGUGUCUAGUUCUCCCCAACACUUCAAUGGCAAAAAUAUACGAUAUUGGGGACUCCCCCUUAUAAAAAUGUUCCAUGUUCUCUAGUAUACGGGUUUAGCAUCUUGGUGAUUUGCAUGAACAACACAGGACAUUUUUGCGAAAGUUUUACGCCGGCCAGUAAGGAAUGCUCAUCGAAGUCUUCACUAAAAUUGGCCCAUAGAACUAGCAUAUAUUGAUUUGCAAAAAGUUGGGCAGUGAUAACACCUCUUCCUCCCCCCCUUCUCUCUCUCUCUCUUUUUUUUCUCUGUCUCCUCCUUUUCUUCACGAAGACUGCAAAUUUUUGCCUGUGCAUAAUUGGGAAUCUCAAGAAGAAAAUAACGUGCAAACCGACAGCGGAGACUAGUUGAGAAUUUUAUAUUUUCCGUCCUGUAGAACUGUAAUUUUGACUUCUUUUUGACCUCCUGUAUGGUAGGUAAUCAUUACUAUGACGGACACUUCCUCUCCGAUCUAAUUGCUGGCCUAACCGUUAUUGAAGACUGGGAAUCACACCCAAUGUCAGAGAACGUCGUUUCGCGAUCCGUUUUCUUCACCUCAGGUCUUGGCUUUAUUUAUCCUGCGAAGUGAGUCCUGAUUACUUUGAUCCUUUCACUACUGACGAAAUUUGGUGUCCAACUUAAGAUUUUGCGUUUCCUCCUACAGGUGUUCCGUUGCAUCCACAAGUUUUUAACUAACAUUUUAAAGUUGAAAUAUUUGUUCUUUCUUAUAUUAUGCAGUAGAAGGUUGACAUAUUCAGGCCCGUGGGCCCACGGCCAGCAAUGAUACACCAGCCACAUGGCUACGACACAGAUCACGUCUACUUAUCAGACGUCCAACUUCCCCAACCAGUUUCCAGUUCAUCUAAGGGCUCAACUUUGGAUGCACUAUCACUGCAGAGUCCUCAAUAGCAUUGUGUCACCAGUAGACUAAACCAGCCUGUGAAUAUAAUAACCAGGUUCUCGAAUCCUAUACCUUUCAAUGAGGUCCCUAUCCGGCAAGUGAGAUGGAAACUCUGAUUUGUCUAUGACCUUAAUCACCGCCUCCUUUGGACUUACUGUGAACAGAUUCAGCAGCUGUCCUCGCUCUUUCUUUACAAAGAACCUAUAAAUAACCUCAAAUUUGUUGAGUACAGGCGCUGCUUAGCCAUCCUAUAAUCCUUUACAUCGUCAGCAAUAAAUCCUUAGGCAGUACCCGUGUCAACUGGGGCUGCCUUAGUUGCUUCACAAAAGACGACUUCUGUGUGGCAAUAGGUGUAACCGAAAACUUUCUUCUCAAAGCCGUGCGACUCUGUUUUAUACGGCAUCUCAAGUGCAAAACUGUUUGGAGUGUCAGAAUCACCUUCAACCGAAGAUUUCAUGCAGAUAUCAUCAUCUCAGUUAUGUGUCACACCAAGAAUAAUUUGGGCUAGUCCGAAUUCGCAGUCCUCUCAUAGAGCCCAGAUCGACAGGUUAGGGGGGUGUCAUAAAAGCCGGCUUGGAAAGAGCAAGCGGUCCAGUGGCGCUCGACAUCACUGUAUUGCAAAGUAAUCGACUGACAGGUUCGGAAGACUCAGUCCUAUGCAGACAGGCAUGAGCUAUGCGCCAAAAUCAUGUGCCUGUUAAGUAGCCACUGUUUAAAAUUGCCAGAAGCAUAAACCAGGCGCGAAUCAAAGUUGAAAACUUGCUUAUCAACUUGCCACCGUGAAUAAACGAUUGGGUUUGGAAAUGCAAGACAAAAUUAAUGGCCAGCGAAAUCUUGUGAGUUCAUAGUAAUUUUUAACUGGGGGAACUGCUGAAUAACCUAAUCAGCGAACUCAGUGUUCGUUUUAUCAACUGUAAAAUUAAGAUUUGCCUGACUGCGUGUUGAGCCUACACUUUGUCAUCAGUGUUGCCAUGUCUGAGAUUUUUGCGAUAGAACAGCGUCUAAACAGUGGGCGCGUCAUCCCAAACCGUCUUAUUCCACUCAUUCCCAGAAUGCUGCAAUAAACUUCCAAUGGGAGGCUGCAUCUUUCAUGUGAUUAGCUUCAAUCUGCACCAAACCCUCUGUAUCAACGUUGAAUUUGCAUUUGUUGUUCCAAUGAAGUCAUCACCUUUUAACUGAACUGUAAACCGUAAGAUACACAAUCCAUCGAACUCUAGAAGUGGCAGUUAAGUAGUAUGUCAUCUGUGUGACGUGACACCUCUAUCGCUUUGCUUAGACUGCCACUGUAUCCUUCGAUCUAAUGUGAAGCUACUGUGUCCCGUCCGGAUACUGCGUUUUUUACCGGAUCUGUAGCUACGAUGUAGGGAGCGGUGUCCGCACUACAAGGGUCACUGGCGACCGAUUUCAGUCACAUGAAGGGCUUUUUCCCUGACAACGCAGGCUCUUAUUCCGUCUGAACCCUCACGUUAUUUCCCCUAGCUCACGUUCAGUUCAGUUCAGAUUUAUUACAGCAAAUUGCAACGAAGACGUCGGUAAACAGCUUCAAGCCCGCGUGGAAAGACAGCUGAGGCGAGGCAAACACGCUGCGAACCUACUGACGGACAGUCCCUGUAAGAACCUUCUACAAAAUCAUCAACCAAAAAGCCGUGGCUGAUCAGGCAGGUUGAUCUCGAAAGCAGGCUUCAUGGGCACCGUCAGCAUUCGGCUGGGCGUUAACGUGUUUGAGACCUAUCGAUUCGCCCAUCCUCCUGCCUCACCCAACUGCCUGCUCAGUGGCCGCGUCAUGCCGAUAGAAAACCCGUCUAAACGCUAAAUGGCGGUCGCUGCCAUGACUGGCAGAGCCUUCCCUCACCAUUCAACCUGGACCAUGGAAAUGCCUUCGUUGCGAAAAGUUUUUUGGAGGACUGAUCUCAUGAGGUGUUGACCGAAAUUCCGAAAUGUGUUUUCGAUUAGAAAUAAUUACGUGGGCAGGUUCGUAAUAGUGAUUAUCGUGCUGUUCCAUUCCAAAGUACUUUAAUCACCCCAGGAUGCGGACUUUUGACUGAGCUUCUUUCCAACUGCCUGCAUAAACAAGACUCGGUAUAUAACCAUUUAAGUAUCAUGAAUUCUUCCUAUGGAGUUUUAGUACCAUCAUAAAUUCAAAUGUAUCUUGUAGAAACCAUGAACAGAAAUACUCUUUCUUGUACUCCGUUGGUGGCGAAAUAGCAUCUUUCGGCUUAAAAACCUUUCCCCUUUCCCGAACGAUUUUGAACUUAACCUGCACUUGCACUUGCGCUGAGGGUUUCUAAAUUACGUGAUGUAUGCCUUCCGGUGGAAGGAGAAAGUAUACAUUCCCUCUAUGCUAUUUAGAAGACGUCAUAUAGGGGCUCAUAGAAUUUUGCAGCGGAUUUGAUUCAUGUUGUACAGUUUAUUAACACCAUUAGUGAUGCUCUACAAAUGGACAUUUCACAAUCUUAGGAAAUCUCAUGGUUACGAGCCUUUUUAAAUUGAAAGAUGCCCGGAUUUAUAAGCGCAUGGAAAAGUCAGUCGAAAAAAUUAUACUACUUGAACAGUCAUUUUUCGAGCGUGCUUUAUGCAGGCGGUCGAAAAGAAGUUCAUUCAAAAGCUGGCAUCCUGCGGUGCGUUGUUUCGAAAUCGUUCUGCAAGGUAAGCAAUAUUUUAAACCACCAAAGUGAUUCUUUCUAAUCGAAAACGCGUUUCGAAAUUCCCUUUAACAUUUCAUGAGACGGCCAGCUACUAUAUUAUCAGCUCCGGCGAUGAAAAGCCCCCAAUGUUUGAGACGCUAGGAGAAAAAUCCAUCAGAUCGUGUGAUAACAUGCACUCUUAAAUAGGAAAUUUCCAUGGCAGUAUCCAGAAAACUAGUUGGCGGGCAUGCACUCGUUUCCAAUAAAUUCUCGUCAGGCCAGUACAAUUAUGUAGGAAUGGGAUACAAGCCAAACAUGUCAUUCACUAAUGCCUUUACUCGCUCGCCUUAACAUUUAAUCAGUCUCUUACGUAGGUGGCUGAUAAUGUCCUCGAGGUAGCUAAGUAUAAGACCUUUUACUUAAAGGAAGAAAUCGCCAAGAUCAAAAUCGCAUCCGCAUUUUCCUUCUCCAUACUAUUAAAACAAAUAUUUAACGAAUUAUGAUAUGGUUUUUUAAGAAAAUUCUUUGACGAAAAUAAAAGUAAAGUCUCCUGUUACCGGUAAAGAAAAAAUAUGGAAAUACAGGAGGCACGAUCCACAACGAGCAUAUUUAAUUGCCGUUUGUGUAAAUGCAUGAAUCUUCAGGCUCCACGGAUUCGAGGAAGACUUGACUGCGGAUUUUGCAAAUUCCUCGCUCUGGCAACGAGUUUUGGACUCUCAAGGUCUCCUCUUUUGGAUUCAGCCAAAAAUGGAGGGUGAGAUUUGAAGGACUUAACGUGAUUUUUAUCGUGUUUAUUUUGACAAAUCGAAACGGGACGAGCCAUCGCAACGAAGUCUGUUUUAUUUCUGUCCUUAACUCUCAUUUUCCUCCAUCCAGAUCCGACGCUUCCGGCUCCUAUUCUGUCCCAUAUAACUCCAGGCAACAAGACAAUGGUCAAUGGCAGUGACACACUCAUCUUACCAAUGCCAAACACAACAAAUAUGUGGACCGAGGUUCCAGUAUUCGAAGCUACUAUCCCUAUUGCUCCGCUUCCACGCGUGACCAUUUUUAAGGGGAUUUCGGCUUCGCAAAAUGCCAUUUCCAACACAUUUGCAGGUUGAAUAAUUUACUUUUCUACUGUUUAUUAACUAGUAGCGUUUAUUACCACUUUGACUGCUUGUGGUCCACAACCCGCUUUUUUGCUUUUUAGUCGCUGGCCUAACUUUGAAAGAAACAUAUUUGCAGUCAAAACUCUCUGAAUUUCCUGAGUGCCAUGGAGACAAGGUCUGUUACCUUUUAGACGACGCUGCCUUAAUCCUUGCUGCUAACAAACCAGCUCUGAACUAUCAGGUAAGCGUUAGUCCUGUUAUUUUGUUGGAAAUUUUUGGGACUAGGGAGUAAAGUCUGCUAGGCAGGCAUUUUCCGUUUCCAUCUGAAAGGUUUCAGGAAAGAUUAGGUCAGGUUUCAGCGGCUUCAGCAGGCGAACGGCGUAAUAUUAAUGGAUCCAAACUGAACCAUAGUCGAAUUCCUACUUAAUUAGUAUUUGAGCCAUACUUCAAUGAUGGAACUAGCUCGUUAGGUUUUGGCAAGUACUUAUGUUGAGGAUGUACCUAUACCGCUUACCACGUCUGUUCCUAUUGUGUAUCUACGCUGUUCGUCGACCAACUGACUGUUCUCCCUGGGCACCAACUUAGGAAACUUGGAAGUCAAGAACCUGUCCACCGGAAAGUAUAUUGCUUGGUCCUUUGGGUGUUGAAAAAACGAAUUACCUGAAUGUUCGUUUCUUAGCCCGCUAGCUGCUCCUUUGCAGCAACUUCAGCAACUAACUUACUCACGAGUUUUACUUCGAAGUAGUUGGCUUUUGGCCUUUAAGUCGUCUCUGACGUUAUGCAACUUUAAACUGGCCAAAGAGGACGGCAUCAACAGACGUGAUCUCAUGCAAUCCAAUUGGAAGGUUAGGAUUUGUUUCAUUUCGCGCUGCCCCUGUAGGCUGUUGUUUCGUAAAAUCCACCUAUACUCUCCCAUUAAGUACUUGGAGUGGAUGGCGCUACCAGCAAACCUGUUAGCAUCUAUCAACUCACCGAUAUAUUCGUCUUGAGUCAAGUAAAAGCCUGGGUGCUCGGAAAACUCAGUGGAUGCGAAUGUUUACAAGAUACAGUAGGUUGAACCAGAGUAAACAUUCAACUACUAAAUGGUGUUAGUUUGGGUGCCUUUAAAUAAUGAGCUUCUUCCGAUGGAAAUAAUCCUACAGGCAUGCUUUUACACGCACGCUUCCAAAUUAUGCAACUAAGGCGUCAUUUUUUCCAAGGUUGGUCAUUUUCUCGGCUCCGCUGAUCCGUGGCUGAUGCAAGAGCUACUGAACAACCUGGUGUACAGCAGGUAUAUUUUGAACCGUAAUUUUCAUAAUUCAUACAUUUUACGGCAUUGUCAAUAUUUUGCGCCCAAAGUGACUUUCGUUCAGUUUAAUCAAAGGCCUCUGGAGCGUCUUUGCAGUACAUGAAUAGAAUCAUAGGGCAAAAGUGAUCAGAACCCCGUUUCUAGUUUGGUAGAGUCUUCCCAUCCUACACCACUUCAGAUCAUUAUUUUAUAUGCCUUACGGAUUGACCAGUCUAUUGCGCAAACGACAUUGUUCACCGUGUGCUUCACAAAUAGAGCGCACAGCUGGUGCCUUGCACGUGAAUUAGUGUAUAAUGAGGCCGGCUUGCUCAGCAUCUCUCUCUCCAUUUCCUUUUACUCACUCUGCUCCGAUGGCUAGACAACGUCAACAAGAUCGGACAUGGGCGCGGGGACAGUGACGGACGACACUAAACAGCCCCUGCAGGCAUGGCCUACACGACCUGAUUGUCUCAGGCUGAACGGGGGGCACACUUCCCCCGCACGUGAGAUGUGGAUUGCCUGUUCAUGCGACGUGUCGCCUGUCAUACCAACGCUAGGAUAGUGAAUCGUAGUGAUGCAUGGCGUGGGGUAGGGAGGUAUCGCGUAGAUGAAUAUUGUAAGGUAGGUUAGUAUGUAACAUUAGGCGUGGGCAGAUAGGGCUAGGCGUGGUGAUGGGUGUGGACUUUGGUGCUUUAGUGACGAUUUUUGGGGAUGCACAUGUCGCCAAAUAGAGCGCAGAGAGGGGCCAUAGAGUACUGACGCAAAGUGAGAGUCCAGAGUUGCAGCUACUGUUGAGGGCGGGGUGUCGACAGUUGUGAGGGUAGGAACACCGGCAAUCUUCACCAACCCGCAGUUACACCAAUCCCACCCCCGGAUCCAUGCGAAAAGUGUCCCCAAUCCAUUCAAGCAGCUCUGUCUGAUUUCUGGUCCGUUACAGUGAUGAAAAUUGCUGUGCACUGCAGGUUUAUGGGAAUUUGAUCAAUUCUCCACAAGAAGCUUGCAAAGUUAUUUGACCACGCUUUUUAUAACCCUCAAUGUCAGGCCUAAAAAUGGGUUUUCAGAAUUUUUUCGCUCGAGUUGCAAUCAGAUGGACCAACUUUCGUUAUUUAUACGCCUAGAAAGAUCGGAAUUUUGCCCCACCCCCUUCCCUUUAAGAUUCUUCAUUUGAAUUAAAAUUGUAAUUUCAUUCCCUCGGGCUUGUUCAUAUUCACUUUUUCUUUUGCUGUGGAUAUUACUUUCCUGAAGUUGUCAUUUGGGAUCUGUCCAUGCAGUUUGUACUGAGCAGGACCUAAAAUUAUCAGGAAUCAUCGACCAUUUCUACUGGGGUGCGUGGUUUUGGCCGCUGAAGUAAAAAUGUGUGGCAACCCUGCCGGUUGCAUGUCUGACAAACAGCAAGUUCAGGGACGUAAGGGUUCCUGUUUUUUUUAAAAAUCGAUCGGUCACCAGAACCAUUUAUUUAUCUUUUUGAUCUUCUGAGCUUUUGCAGGAGUCAGAGUACUCAACCAGUUCUCUUCUGCCUGAAAUUCGAGAAUUUGUCUCCAUUCGAAAAAUUUACGUUAGAUAACGUUUUAGCUAGGAAAAUUCGGAUUUCUAGUAAGAAGAAACUAACUCUACUGACUACCGUUCCCUGUUGUUUCUCGUAUCUUAAGAGUGAAAUACUACGACUACCAGUCCGUUUGCGAUACCACGGAGCUGGCGGAUCGAAACUGCACCUCACCGGCUACACGCCUUAUCCCCGUAAGUUUUCUUGUUUCCUUCUCGUUGUUUGUCGUCUAUCUAAUUAUUCAUUGGUACGUAUGUCUUAAGACGAGUUCUCUAGAGGUCUUGCUUCAUUACCGGUCUAACGAACGGCUCUAGUUAUCCGCAAACCUUCUACAACCGAAAAAAUCUACAAAACGAAACGCCUCCACGGCUGAAGAUGGAAACCAUCUGACGAUGCCAAUAUGCACGCCAUAUGAGUGGAACUCGAAAAGUGUGUGCAAACUUCCUGAGAAUUGCGUAAAACGAAGACCGCAGGGGACAGCGUGCGCAGAAGGUUAAUAGUGAAUGUCAGUUGUCCGAGGAGGUGCAUACAUUCCUGCUUGGACUUGAGUGUAUCAUUUAAUGAAGCUCCAGCCCAUAAAGUUAUCUGAGAAUACUAUCUAUAUUGACCAAGGCAUACACAGUAGGAAUCGCAAAGUGUUAACAACGUCGAAGAGGCAAACUAGACGCUUGCGUAUUCUUUUCAGUUGAAGAUUAAGCUGAGGCUGCCUGCAAAGUAUAACCAGUAAUCAGUGGUUAGCAUGAGUGAUACUUUUUACACCCACUUUCACUUUCGAUAAAAGAGAUGGUUACUUCUCAAUCAAGUUGGUUCAGAUUAUCACAUUCCUUAGUCAGUGCUUACCAAAGCUAUAUAAUUAUUUCCAACUUCAGAGUCUAUUGAGAGGAUUAGAACAUACACUUAAUCCUCGAGUCUGGUUGAAUUUCCUGAUGGUCUGCUUCGAAGUGGCCCUAAAACUGGUCAGGUAGGCUUUACUCCGUUUUAUAUUUUGUGACGUUUUAUUUCAACAUUAUUGCGACGUCUUCCAUAUUUGUUGCAAAAUACCGUUAAAUGUUUAAGAGUUCAAUACAGCAUCAGACCGAAAAAUCACAGAAACGGGUGAGAAAAGUGACAGAAGGUGUGUAUUGCCGUGCUGGGAGUCAUUGUAGCCCAGCCAACCGGUCCGAGCUUAACUGAAGUGCAGCCUUCUGCCAUCUGAGCUUUAAGCCCAUGUGUAGGCCCGGUUGUCUUAACAGACGCCAGUCUGUCUCUCUGCUUCUCAGUUGUUCGUGGACGUGGUGACGGUGAUGGAGUUUUUUUGCAUAGAUGAGUCGAAGGAGCUCUGAUUUCCAGACGGACUGGGUUUAUAACUUUAAAUAUAGCCUUACUGGGUGUUUCUCGAAUGUGCCUGUUGUCUAGUUACCAGUUCACUAGAUGUGUUCCCAGUCGUACCCUUUGUCUCCUGCUCUGACGUCCAACUUUUGACCAAAAAGGCACUCGCUGCUGCGCAACGAACUACAGGAGGUUGACGAUGAGCGUUUAUGAGGGAGAGUGUUCACGCUUUUCUACUUUGACAUAAUCAUCGCCUUCCACAAAAGACAUCGAAAGGGCUGUUACUAAUACCUCCUUUCGUUAUAAAACAUUUUGGCUAACAUUUUCGUUCUGCCUGAAAUUGGAAACUUGGUUAGCAUGCUUACUGAAUAUCCCCAUUGCGGUUCGGAUUUGCCUGUCCUCUAAGCGUCUCCUGCACAGGAUCCCCGAGCCGAUUAGAGCAAUCAGAAGCCACAUAUGGACCAGGCGAGUGCUCUGUAUUGCGAACACAAAGUCAGAAAGAAACUGAAUGAAUAUAUCAUAUACGAAGGAAGGUCUGAUACUCCUCCUUAAGGGUUUGUAAAAUUGGUCCGCAGAUUCGUCUGUUUUGGCAGUUGUCAAAGUAAGUAGGCCAGUUCCGGACAUUUCUAUGCUAGUUGUUCUUUAUGUCCAUCGUCAGUUGGCACUCGGCAGCCCCAUAUCCAAUUAGCCUUCUGUGACAUGCCUUUAAAGGUGAUGUGCUUUUACUCCAUGUAAUUGGAAAAAAUGUCGGAAUUUUUAGUUCCUCAGACAUACUGCAAUACUCGUUUCCUAUGUUGUCCAUUUUACUAGGAAUUGAUACUCCCGACGAAAAUUCACCUUAUUCUCCAUAAUUCUCCUCUUAUUUCCUCUCUCUCUCUCUCCCUCUUAAGAGUCUGCAUUACAUUGAGCCAGCUCGUUCUUGGUACGUUAAUUCGAUUGUGUAUUUGUCAAACAUAAAGUUUUGUGGAAACUAUUCUGUUAAAUAAUCCUUUUAUCAGCUUUUUCAUGUCUUAUGCGCAAACGCAAGUUGCGCAUUUUUGAGCACAGCAUUGUGUUAGGAGAAAAGGUUUCGCGCUUAAAUACUUAGCGAAAUUUUGUAGUCGAGUUGAGUACUACAAAGAACGGCAAAACAGCUGAUGCAUCGAACUCUUACCUGGUGCAGACCGAAAACCACACGUUCCACCCCUAUCCUACACGGUCACGGGUGCGAUUUCGUCGGAAAUUCAAUUAUUUUCGACUAGUUGGCGUCGCAAGUGAACAGAAAUUGACAUGUUCUCUUCCCAAUGGAUAUGAAAUCGCUAACGGUCAAGAUAGAAGAGAUAAAGUAUUUUCAUGAGGAGCAAAAUAAAAUGUGCGUUUCGUAGUAGGUUGGUAGGGCGACAAUCUGAGGUCAGAUUUUCCGGCCUUCUCGGAGGUCCAUUGCACGCGAAUGGUGGCAUUCACUUCGUCUUCCUCAGACAACUGAAAUCGCACCAAUUUCCUAUAGCACCACCAUGCGUAGACUGACUAGUGCACAUCUUAGUUAGUAGUGUUACUGUUUUCAACACUUGAAAUCAUUCGAUUAUCUGCCCAGAUUCAUUGACUUAUCCGUAGUUAUCUGAUGUUUCUGUCUUCAAAUUCUCGCUAUACUUCCAUUUCUUGUAACAAAUAGGGAGAUAGAAGGUCCAGACCUACGUUUCCCUCAAAUAAACUGAAGUGUACUGCAAAAUUUGAGUCCAUUAUUCAAACUCUACCCAUUAAUAUCGGCUUUAGUGCUCAGAAGCCAAACCUCGAAUAGUUUUAAUUUUUAUUGUUUUUAAAAUAUACUCAUAAAAGCCGGGACUUGGACGACACCAGCACUCAAGUACUUCAGAAUUCGGAAGCCUUUCGAAACUCAUGUGGAUCUAAAAGAGAGCGUAUUUAAGAUACUUCUGCGUAAGAAUGCAUUUGAUUGAACAGAAUUAUUUGCUAUCUCUAGAGACUUCGAAAUCCUGUUCAGUUGGGGAGGAAUGCUGGAAGAAUUUGGAAGCUCUGCAGAUAUACACACCUAGAAAACACUUAUGCUGGAAGGAAACAAAACUAAAAAACUCAAGAUCCUGUCUUAGGUUUUUUUAGUUAUAAAGUUAUUCGUCCACAAAAAUUGACAAAUGGUGCCAUUACAUUCUGCUGAACAUCUCGAAUUGAAAAGGUCGGCUCUUCAAAUGCGAAUGAUCGGAUAUUUGGUCGGAUCUUAUUUCGUAGCCGUGUCUGCAGUAGACAAGGCCCAGCCUAACCUCUAACCUAAACCCCUAGCCCCAACCCCUAACCUCUAACAGGUACGGCUAUGAAAAAGGAUCUUACCUGAUAUUUUUUGCCUGCGCUGAUUCGUCGGUUGACUUUACCAUUUCAUGACAUUGCUUGGGUUCGGCUCCUCAAAGGUUUGCGUCGGGUUAAAGUAGAGGUCAUCUCAUUACAUGUUUGUCCGGUUACGUCAAGUAUAUGAUAAUCCUUAACUAUCGCUGUGCAUGUGUGGAGCACAUUGGACAGGGGUCAUUAUUCAACGUCAGACACCGAGCCUAGACUCGGCGGACCAGCUCGGGCAGUUCAGUGGAGCAUGAAAGAGGGGAAAGAGAGGAUGAUGCCGAGGAAUGCUUCCUCGUUGCCAAUCGGGGCACUCUGCAGACAGACGCCAAUGAUGGCGGUCCUCCUUCGGGCGUUUCUAAGCUCUGCAUGCAGUAUGUGCAUGAAUCCUGUGCAUGACGCAUUAUACGAAGGUUUAACGUCACUUCAGCUGCUCUGCCCAAUCUCAUUCCCAACCGGCUUGAUUCUGUCAACUCAUUGGUCACGAGACGAGGGCGUUUAAGGUCAAUCCAACCUGACUACAGCACGCGUUUAUGCCAUCAUGACGCGCCAAUGUACCUGGCUGUGGAGUUGGCCAGCUGACGAGAUAACUCGCCUUUACCCGGAACAAAGGUCGAGCGGCAAAUGCCCUGACAUAAUGCAGUUCUGCUGGAAUUUCUCUUCAUGUGAGAUCGGAGACUAUCUCACUGAAGCCUGGUAGCAGGUUGAUUUUGGCAUGCGCAGACGGGCCGUUUAGCUUUCUCAGCCACUACAUCCAUGUCACACCUCGUCAUCUUGACCUUCUUUCGUCAUCGGGACGCGAUAAAAGGGGUAACACAGUAAAUUAAAUGCGGAAAAAGUUUACUGUACUACAAACUACUUCUCUUCUACCGAAGUAGCCAACGUUUGUGUACGGUUCAGGUUCCCCUGUUCGUAGUCUCGCGUUUGACUAGAUUGCCUUAUAAUAUUUCCACCACUGAGCCGCUCCGGAAUGGCCACACAACUGUUGGGAGAGGUUGCCUCCAACGGCUUGGAAUGCAUACUAUCUGUCUUCGGAAGUAUUUUUGUUUGUUUGGGACUAUGGUUUCGGUAGCCACUGUUACAUUGUCCCGGAGAUUCAAAUGUGAGCACACUUUCAUCGUCUGAGGCGAUUUUUACCCGCGAAUCACGGUAGUUAAGGAAUGUUGUCCCGAUCCCCGGGGCCUAGCGUGUGGGUGUCGACGGUCAUUGCCGACGUUUUCAUCAAUUCCGGUUGUCACCGCUGCGUCGCUAAUCUUGUUUGCAUCCUUCUUUUGUUCUUACGCUGGUCUGCAUUUUCGUGUUAGUUUACUUGUGCCUGGGUUGAUGUAUGACCUGAGUUCCCAUCUAAUAUUCCGUCUGUCGAGCUGCAUUGGGAAAGCAACAUAACUGUUGAUGAAAAUUAUCCAGAUGUUCCAGGCCUCGAUUGUUUCCAUGAGUACCCAGUCCUUCCCUCGACUCAUGGUUUUCAGUUCUCUGAAAGGCCAAAGUGUGUCAAUAGUUUACGGACGGACGAAAGAAACAACGACGAGGUCGCCAUUGUCCAACCUACUUGCUGGGGCAGUAUUGCAACAAAUAGAAGCCCUAUCGGUCAACUCAUCAGCUGAAGUCAGUUUUUCUGCGCAUACCGUUCCCAUGGAAGAAGAACACGAUGCAACAGCUGUCCUUAGACACGCUUGUAAACAGAAGAGAAUGAGGCAUUUGAGGCAACACCGUACAAAUAGGCAGCAAAUAACACGUGCAUUCGAAUUUUCUAGAGGAACCACCAUCUUCUGCACAAUUCGAUCUGUUUAAGAGUGUUCGACUACCGUGUAGAAAAAAGCCCUACUGAGACAAACAAUAAGCCUUCGCAAUUUCGAUUUCUGUAGUGUCAAACCCCGGUGCCUUUGGCAAUGAAUGUGCAUGGGUUGUGCGCCACCUCCAGUAUGAUAAGCUACUACCGAAUAAGGUUCCUUUUCUCGUCGCUUUACCCCGUUUGUUUGAAAAUCAAUACCACCGUGGCCACGAGGUCAACUGAAGUAUCGUCAAUGGUGUUAAAUUAAGCUUCAGGAAUUAGCAGUUUUAAUUAUGUGAGCGCCAUUUGUUUGGUUGACAGAUUAUGGACUAAGAUUUCGUUCUCUCUGACCUCAGUGACUCAGUCCAACUUCGGUCAGAGUAGCUGGAGAGCUUGAGCGGACGCCUUCUGCUAGCACAAGGUUGGGCUGUACAAUGGUUGCUUGCCAACUCCCGCUGUUCGGGCGAGACGUACACUACUGUACUGACCUGCUGAUUAAGAAGCGAAUACUACGUUUGCCAUCUUUUAUUUUUGUGUUUCAUAGCUUACGUUCCUACUCAGCGACUCUCUCUCACAGUUCACUAGCACACCUCCUAAUCAUCUGCAGAGCAGCGCAGUUCCGCAUUCGCCGAUAAACUCAGAAGACUUGGCGACUUUUUGGCAAACAAAUUCGUUAUAUUUGCACACUCAAAAGGGACAGUCUUUGAAGAAUGUCUGAAUCGUUCACCCGCCGUGUCGCGCCACCCACUAUUUCAUCUGAUUUGUGUUCACGACCAAUAGACGGGCUUUUCAGAACCACGCGGUCUUAAAGGCACCUGUAUAUAAAUUAACUUUGUGUGAAUGUUGCAAACAUCCAAAAGGCACAGGCUUCCAGUCGUACCCUCUCAGGCGCUUAGCACCCGAAAAUAUAGCAAAUAGAAGCAAAAUUCCGCGUCCCCUGUCAUAAAUGAAAAGAAGGACGUUCCUGGGGACACUGGUUGUAUGUCCUGACGUUUCAAGAGUAAAGUUUUCAUUUUCAAAGGUGAAAGUUACAUUUCACCCCAGUAAUUGUAGGGAGAGGAGUCAAAAUAGAGAGCGGUAAGUAACAGAAGGUGAAGGAUGUCAUCAAUCCAGUUUUUAUAUAUACUUGAAAUCAUGAUUUUUCUAGACAGAAUUACCUUCGAUGAGCGGGAAGGCUCUCGAUGGGAGGCAUGUUGUGCUUUAAGAGUUAUUCCAGAAUUAUGUGUGUUUAUUAGUUUUUUACUCCAUUUCAGCAAUUUUUUCCCAGCCAACAGCGUGGUAAAGGACAUCAGUCGAUGUUCCACGAAUCUUGAUGUUUUAUAUACAUCAGAAAACGGGGACACUGCUGUCUUAGUCAGUUAAACCUCAUCUGAAUUAAAACAAAACCUUUAAAAAGCGUGCGGGCACCUCUAAAUGCACGCAUGACUUGGAGAUGCAUAAGUUGGGACUGCUUUACCAUCUUCCAUUUUCAUUGUCUUCUUUGUUUAUGUCAAGACUUGGUUCAUCCUCAGAGUUAAAGUUGUGUCAGAGGACGCACCUUGGCUUUCAUAUGAUAAAUCUCUUUGUGAUUAUUUCCUAGGAGCUGCAGGUCACUCUGGAAGGGGCGACUACAUGUCUUGCAUUAAGUCAAGUUAUCGAUACUACGCCACCGAUGGGGCAAUUUUUGUCACUUCGGCAGGGAGUUCUUCCAGUGCCUCUGCAAACACGGUGUUAGAAAAUGAAACUUAUGGCGGUAAUGCGAUUCCCACUGCUGACAACGAAACUGAAUAUAUCGAUGAUUUGCCUCUCCCACCAGAAGGUCCGGCGGGGCCGGUCACCUCCGGUAUCUUCAACUGUUCAGAGAGCUGUUCUCGAGCUUGGUCUGCGACUCCGAUCCCAGAGACAAACACAAAACUAGUAGUCGUAGAUCCAGUCUGUCCCUGUGCUCCGAAUGACAUGGAUUGGCAGCUGAGUCCAUCCCUUGGUGAGUUAACGCACUACUUUCGUCUCCCAAUUUUUCUUUGGUGGCCACUCGCGUCUUGGACAGACUAGUUUGUUGCACUGUGUUUAUUUUCCAUAAUUUCCUUUAUUUUCAGCCAAGGACAUUACUGUAUGUGAAGACAUGCAGAAUCCAAGGUAUCGGAGACCUGUCCAAACGUGCACACCCUCCUAG